CACACAGAGAGACAGUGCAGCCAGCAGGAGAUUCACAGACAGCAAAAUAUAGUGAGUGCUGGAGAAAGUAUUGAGACAGCAAAGGACAGUGCCUGCAAUUAUAACAGAGAGCAAAACAUAGAGACUGCAGGAAAAAUAUAACAGACAGUAAAACAGAGACUGCAGGAAAAAAAUAUAACAGACAGCAAAACAGAGACUGCAGGAAAAAAAUAUAACAGACAGCAAAACAGAGACUGCAGGAGAAAUUAUAUUGGAGACAGCAAAACAUAAAGGUUGCAGGAGAAAUUAUCACAGAGACGGGAAAACAGACUGCAGGGACAAUUAUAACAGAGACUGCAAAACACAGUGACUGCAUCAGUGACUGCAGGAGACAGCAUCAGAGACUGCAAAACACAGUGACUGCAGGAGACAGCAUCAGAGACAGCAUCAGAGACUGCAAAACACAGUGACUGCAGGAGACAGCAUCAGAGACUGCAAAACACAGUGACUGCAGGAGACAGCAUCAGAGACUGCAAAACACAGUGACUGCAGGAGACAGCAUCAGAGACUGCAAAACACAGUGACUGCAGGAGACAGCAUCAGAGACUGCAAAACACAGUGACUGCAGGAGACAGCAUCAGAGACUGCAAAACACAGUGACUGCAGGAGACAGCAUCAGAGACUGCAAAACACAGUGACUGCAGGAGACAGCAUCAGAGACUGCAAAACACAGUGACUGCAGGAGACAGCAGAGUGUGAAGAAGAGACAGCCAAGUGAAUGCUGAGACAUUUGGACAUGCAAUAACCGCACAGUGGGGAGAUUUCGGUAAAUAAGAGACUGCACAAUAACAGGCUGUAAAUCAGAGUGAGAUUAGACAGCAGAGAGACAUGCAGGGUACAGAGGUGGAGACAGAGAAGCUGGGAGGGGGGAAAUAAAAUAAGAGACUGCAAGAGACCUCCGAGCAUGUGCAGAGAAUCCAGCAAGAGACCGCUAGGCUAGAGCAGUCAGUACAGAGAGCACUUGCUGGAGAGACACGAGGUUUGUGUAGAGUGCACUCAGCAGGGAGCAGUCAGGGAGGGAGAUCAAAGCACUCAGCAAUGUGACCGGGAGUGUGCACUGGAAGAGACGCCCUGUGAUGAUCAUAACCUGUGGGAUCUCAGUAAGAGACAGCCUGGAUCCUGCGAGCUCCUGCAGGGAGCCUGGAGCCAUGGGAGGCCGGGAUCAAGGAGGAGUGAGACUGCUGCUGGGAUCACUGAUACUUCUCCUGUGUGCACCAGGUAAGGAGAGAAUGGCUUUUCUCAGCACCUCUAGGACUAAACAUACUGUGCUCAGCACCUAUAGGACUAAACAUACUGUGCUCAACACCUCUAGGACUAAACAUACUGUGCUCAGCACCUCUAGGACUAAACAUACUGUGCUCAGCACCUAUAGGACUAAACAUACUGUGCUCAACACCUCUAGGACUAAACAUACUGUGCUCAGCACCUAUAGGACUAACCAUACUGCGCUCAGCACCUCUAGGACUAACCAUACUGCGCUCAGCACCUAUAGGACUAAACAUACUGUGCUCAACACCUCUAGGACUAAACAUACUGUGCUCAACACCUCUAGGACUAAACAUACUGUGCUCAACACCUCUAGGACUAAACAUACUGUGCUCAGCACCUCUAGGACUAACCAUACUGUGCUCAGCACCUCUAGGAUUAACCAUACUGCGCUCAGCACCUCUAGGACUAACCAUACUGUACUCAGCACCUCUAGGAUUAACCAUACUGUGCUCAGCACCUCUAGGAUUAACCAUACUGUGCUCAGCACCUCUAGGACUAACCAUACUGCGCUCAGCACCUCUAGGACUAAACAUACUGUGCUCAGCACCUAUAGGACUAAACAUACUGCGCUCAACACCUCUAGGACUAAACAUACUGUGCUCAGCACCUAUAGGACUAAACAUACUGUGCUCAGCACCUCUAGGACUAAACAUACUGUGCUCAGCACCUCUAGGACUAACCAUACUGCGCUCAGCACCUCUAGGACUAACCAUACUGCGCUCAGCACCUCUAGGACUAACCAUACUGCGCUCAGCACCUCUAGGACUAACCAUACUGCGCUCAGCACCUCUAGGACUAAACAUACUGUGCUCAGCACCUCUAGGACUAAACAUACUGCGCUCAACACCUCUAGGACUAAACAUACUGUGCUCAACACCUCUAGGACUAAACAUACUGUGCUCAACACCUCUAGGACUAAACAUACUGUGCUCAACACCUCUAGGACUAAACAUACUGUGCUCAGCACCUCUAGGACUAACCAAACUGCGCUCAGCACCUCUAGGACUAACCAAACUGCGCUCAGCACCUCUAGGACUAACCAAACUGCGCUCAGCACUUCUAGGACUAACCAAACUGCGCUCAGCACUUCUAGGACUAACCAUACUGCGCUCAGCACUUCUAGGACUAACCAAACUGCGCUCAGCACCUCUAGGACUAACCAAACUGCGCUCAGCACCUCUAGGACUAACCAAACUGCGCUCAGCACCUCUAGGACUAACCAAACUGCGCUCAGCACUUCUAGGACUAACCAAACUGCGCUCAGCACUUCUAGGACUAACCAUACUGCGCUCAGCACUUCUAGGACUAACCAUACUGCGCUCAGCACCUCUAGGACUAACCAAACUGCGCUCAGCACCUCUAGGACUAACCAAACUGCGCUCAGCACCUCUAGGACUAACCAAACUGCGCUCAGCACCUCUAGGACUAACCAUACUGUGUAUAGUACUCAGCACCUCUAGCACUAGCCCUACUGUGUAUAGUACUCAGCACCUCUAGCACUAUUCUACUGUGUAUAGUACUCAGCACCUCUAGCUUUACUGUGUAUAGUACUGAGCACCUCUAGCUUUACUGUGUAUAGUACUGAGCACCUCUAGCUUUACUGUGUAUAGUACUGAGCACCUCUAGCACUACUGUGUAUAGUACUGAGCACCUCUAGCACUACUGUGUAUAGUACUGAGCACCUCUAGCACUACUGUGUAUAGUACUGAGCACCUCUAGCACUACUUGUGUAUAGUACUGAGCACCUCUAGCACUACUGUGUAUAGUACUCAGCACCUCUAGCACUACUGUGUAUAGUACUCAGCACCUCUAGCACUACUGUGUAUAGUACUCAGCACCUCUAGCACUAGCCGUAGUGACUGUUUAAUUCAUCUGUAUGAUUAGCCCUUACUGUAUUCUGGGUCUCAAGGUCUAGCACAGGGGUAGGCAACCAUUGAUGUUAUACUCUUACAGCAUUAGAGGGAUGUAGCUCACAAUAUCUGGAGUGCCAAAGGAUGCCUACACCUGGUCUAGCACUUACUGUAGCAAUGGCUAAAAGAGUAUGUACUGCCUCCUGUGCUACCCCUUACUGCGGCACCUAGUGCCUCCUGUGCUACCCCUUACUGCGGCACCUAGUGCCUCCUGUGCUACCCCUUACUGCGGCACCUAGUGCCUCCUGUGCUACCCCUUACUGCGGCACCUAGUGCCUCCUGUGCUACCCCUUACUGCGGCACCUAGUGCCUCCUGUGCUUCCCCUUACUGCGGCACCUUGUGCCUCCUGUGCUUCCCCUUACUGCGGCACCUAGUGCCUCCUGUGCUUCCCCUUACUGCGGCACCUAGUGCCUCCUGUGCUUCCCCUUACUGCGGCACCUAGUGCCUCCUGUGCUUCCCCUUACUGCGGCACCUAGUGCCUCCUGUGCUUCCCCUUACUGCGGCACCUAGUGCCUCCUGUGCUUCCCCUUACUGCGGCACCUAGAGCCUCCUGUGCUACCCCUUACUGCGGCACCUAGUGCCUCCUCCUUACUGCUUUGCACUGACUGCUUCUUCCUCCAGUAUCAAAAAUCCAUUCUGUCCUCCUUCACUAAGCCGAUCUCUCAUUGUUUUCUGCGUGUUAUUUUUUUCAUUUUUUUUGUUUGUUUUUGGAACGUGCAUUGUUGACCCUUGAAUUCCAUAUUUACGAACGAUAAACAGCUUUAUGAUUGUACCUGCUUGAAUUGUUUGUGACGUUAGGACUGACUCCAUGAUUGUGCAGUUUUUGCUGUACACCCCUCAUCUGUGUUACCAAAAUGCAGUCCUUGGUAUAGUCUGAUUGCAUCUGCUAAUUCCUUCUCAGAGCCCUCUGGAAUGUUCAGCUCUAUAUUUGCAGUAUGUGAUGUAUCUGCUGGGAGCUACAAACUAUUUUAGACCUGAUCAUACCAGGUGCGGGUAACCUUUGUUAUUAGAAGGAGCUUUGCGGAAUAUAAAAAUGUAGUGCUGGUAUCUCCAGUGUCAUUCUGUAUUGUAGAGAAUUACUGAAAACAUAUGAAGAGGUAGUCCAAAGCAAAAUACAUAAAUCUUCCUCCCAGGAAAUAUGGCAGGGGCUGGUAUUACAAGCCCACAUAAUGCACAAAAAUUAAUGAAAAAUUUACGUAAAAAGUUCUCUAAAACCCAAAUUAUAGUAAAUCUCAAAUUUUAGUGGGGGUUUUGCAAUUCAGUUUCCAGUACAACUUGUUGUUCAGUGAAUAAACCUUUUUGUGUCCCCAACAGGCUGAUAUUGUGACAUUGUGUGUUUUUUUUUGUGUAAUGCAACAUCAACAUAAUAUAUCCCUCUGAAUGGAAUCUUUAGUUCCUUGAAUAGGGAGCCGUUAUCUGUAUUUAUUCUGGAGUGUUUGAUAAUGGAAGCGGGGACCAAGGAUUUAAAGUGUGUUCAAAGGAUCUGGGGAAAUAUACAGCAGGGACUGCGGGCAGGAAACAAGGAGAGGAUGUGAAAUUAAAAAACCCAGAUCAAAGCUGCACCAAUGAACAAGCAUUUUGCAUUUGUGUAAAACGGAUUUGCACCCGCUAUUGUUAUUAAUUUUGUCAUUCAUAUAGCGCCAACUUAUUCCGCAGCGUUUUACAAUAUUAUCUAGGAAUCAUGCUGUUCUGAGAGAUCUUAGAGUCAGACCCCCUUCUAUCAAGGGUCAUCUAAGGCCAAGGAUGAGAAAUGCACAGCCUCUUGCUUUUGGAUUACAACUAACAUUGCUAUCUGCAAGGCGCUAGCUAAGAAAUGAAAGAAUCUCUGAUUUCUGUUCUAAUAGGGAUACAGUGAUCCCUAAUAUAAAACUUAACUUUGUGGCAUUAGUGAAUUCUAGACACACAACUCAUUGAAAUGACGAAUGUUAGCCUGAAUACACUCCGAACACAAAAGGUCUCGGAACAGUCUUCAAAGAUUCUUUACCUACUGAAGCAGAAAUUUAUUUUAUCCAAAUGCUCGGUUAAUGGGGGAUUAAUAUUCCUUCCUUAGAUUGAUGGCGUUUACAUUUUUUUCCGCUAGAGUGAUGAAUGGUCAGCCAUUAAUGGCUUGUGUUAUCCUUAUUUCACUUAGUUUUUAUUUUUUGUAGAUAAGACAUUUGAAGUAUAGCUUUCUCACGUCAUAACAUCAUGUUGUGGUGCCCAGAAUGAAAUGACUGUGCUUACUAAUAUUUCCAGUGGUGGUGACUCUCGCCACUCAAUGGCUGUAGUAUGCAGGUGUUCUGGACUGAACUGGCCUACCUUAUGUGUGCCAGCUAUUGAUGUUGUAGAGCAGAGGUGCCCAAAAGGUAGAUCCCCAGAUGUUUUAUAGCUUUCAUGAUGCAUUGUCAAUCUAAAUGCAUGCAAAGCAUUAUGGAAGUGGUAGUUCUACAUCUGUGGAUCUACCUUUUGGGCACCACUGUUGUAGAGGCUGCACCCAGUUCUUAAAUUAGUGGCAGGACAAUUUAAGACUCCAAUGUGGGUACAAUGAGACAUCUGUACGCUACGCUUUGCUCAGAUUUGUAGGGAUGACCGGCCAUGCUGAUGGCUGGGUUUGUAGUUUAGAUAAAAGUGGAUAUUGCAACAGUGACCUCAGUUAUUUGACAUGUGGUACCUUGUCAGUUUUAGGAUGGUAGAUUAACUCCCCCCCCCACCACCUAUGCUUUAAAGGCAAGAUUGGAACUUCAUGACUGUCUUGUGCAAAACAAGGCAUUAAUAUAGCGAAUAAAGAAACCAAACUCUGAAUUGCUGUCUUCAUUAUGCAUUUUAUCUAGAUUAAACUUUCAGACAGGGAUAAUUAACUGACAGGAAGUUGGAAAGAUAUCCCUCCUGUGAUGUUACCGUACAAAGCUUUCUGUUCAGUUGGAUGAAUUCACUCAAAAGAGCAAGUGUUUUCCUUGGAGAGAGAAAAAACAAACCGUAUCCAGCCCCCCCCCACAAUUUAUUUUAUGAUGAAAUUCUUUGGAAGAACUUGUUAAAAGUUAAACUCAUUCCAAGUCAGAAAUGACAGCAGAAGGAACAUGUGGUGUUGAUACAUGUGGGGUCCUUUGCAAGGAAACUUUGUUAGUUGUAUAUAGAUUUCCCUAUGGACAGUUGAACCGUAUUAUACUCUGCAUGACUUUCUGACCCAUAACAUUAAACUAAGUACUUGCGUGAAAUAUUGGAAGGCGUGAAGGAGGAGAAUAGUGCAAUAUGUAUCUGUCGUCAAGGUCAGGAUAGAUCAUUACACAGUGGGAAGGAAGGGUUUCCCAUCUAUAACCAGAUAGGGGCAUUUACUGCUGACCAAUAAAUACAUUUUGCUACAAAAAUCUAUCUGAAAACACAGAUUAUUACACCAUUAGAAAUUGAGAUUCCCCUGAAAUGUUUGACAAUAAUGUACUUAUCAACCUUAAUUCCGAUAAAGAAUUUCCCUAAAUUCUUAGAAUCUUGAAUAAAGAUUUCCCUUAAUCUCAGUUGGGCUUAUGUGUCAAAAUUAUUUGACUAAAUGUUUUAUUUUUCUAUAAAAAGGAACUAUUGCAACUUUUAAUUCUCAAAUGCGUUACUAUAUUUAUUUUCACACUUGUGACUCUUCUUACAGUCAGAAUGAUCAACAUAUUGAAUGUGGCAGUAGUGCACAAGUUUGUACCAGCCUCCUGCGAAACUUGCUGGUAAAUCAAACGUGUUUAACCUCUUAAGGACACAUGACAUGUGUGACAUGUCAUGAUUCCCUUUUAUUCCAUUAGUUUGGUCCUUAAGGGGUUAAGGGAGACGGGAAGCGGUUUUAUAUAGCGCCACAAAUUCAUCGUUAAUGGAGUAAGGAGUAAUGGAUAUACUAGAAUGUAGAUUAUCUGGCUAGAUUAUGAUUUAUUUUAAUAUUUAUUCAAAAGUUGUAGUUUAUUUAUUUUUUUUCACUUGAGUUAUGUACACAGCACAAAUGCUAUUUAGGGAAGAGUUCCUUCAUCCUUUGGUUUGCCAGGGGAACGAAGAAUCCACGUCUGUCUGGAAUUGUUUUUUGUAAUUUGAAAGAUGGAAAACAUAUAAUUUUACGUCGGAACAUAAGCUUUAGAUAACAGGGCCACAGAGAUUUUUUUUUUUUUUUUAAAUUUAAAAUCAAGACAAGAUACAUUCGUAGAUGAUACAAUUGGUAAAAAUCUGAAUGAAGUGUUGAGUAUAUCGAGGUGUCUGUCACAGAGUUUAGUUAUAUACAUGGCUGUCAGUUUCUGCUGUCUAAUUACACUGAUUCAUAAUAGAUGCAGCAUUUUUUAAGCAUAUUUAGUGUUGGUGCGAUGUGAAAAACCCCCUUUAAUUGACUCUGUUUAAGCUAAAAAUUCAGGGGAUUUCUAUUGGAUCCCAAGGGAAACUUCAGCAGGACCAUGUUUGGGAAAUUCAACAAGCAAUAUUCAAUUCAGAUGGAAAGCAGCCCAUUCACUUGUCCACUAAUUGGGUAUUCCUGAAUUCUGGAUGCCCUAAGGGUUAGGAAGAACGGAUGAAGUUGGGCUAAGGGAGUGCCAAAUCCAUACCAAGUAAUCCUUUUAUUGCCCGAGGGGGCUGCAAUAUGCCACAGAAUUGUGACACCUAAAUGGUUAAGACAACUUUUUUUUUUUUUUUUUUUUUUGUCACUUUAGCCUUUGAGAAUAAUUCUUCUUGAGCACAGAUGGUGUUCAGUCAUUGGACAUUGUUUUAUUUGUACUCACACUGGGAGAACUUUAUGUGUAAUGGGUCGCUUUAUGCAAUGCGAACAGUGGUUUUAAUUUUUUAUUUACAUUUUUUUCCCAGGGACCCUAAGAAUGCACAUGGUGUUCCCUAAGUGAACCCUUCUUCAAGCUUCAAUUAACAUAAAAUGAUUGUAACUAAACCUCUAAAAUACAAUUUUAUUCAGCAGACUUACUUGGUGUUAUCGGAGUUCUAGUGCGCACAUUUAUUCCUGGACUCAUUGUGUACAUUAUACAAAGUAUAAAAGGUCUAUUCUUUGCCUGUCCAUCUCAAAGUCAACAUCUUAAUCUGUGCUUUAAAAUGCAUUUAUCAAAGUUUAUGAUGGAGCCUGAAGUUUAGAGCAUUGCUGUAAAAAUUUAUAAGAGACUUUUUAUUUUGUUUUGUUUUUAUUGUAAGAAAAAAUUAGGCAAUGGUUAUUUAGUAAUGCCCUGAACUGCAAAGAAUGUUUGCUCAGUAUUACUUUUUAUUUUUAGAAUUUCAGCACUGUGCCUGGAUGAUUAGCCUUGUCAUCUUAAUCCUUUUUACCCAUUCCACCCCUUCACGGUUUAACCUCUGAAGUGCUGCUUUCUCUGUGUAAACCUCUGACCAGUGUAAUGGUAACUGAUCCUUCUUGACCAGGGUUUUGGGCCACAACACCCAUCAUCCUCAGCCAGCAUUAUAAUAUUAAUCAAGUAUUUCACAUGGUAAGCUUUUGACAAUAUUCAAGUACAUCUAAGGGUCUUGUCCAGCAAAGUGUGGUAUGUUCUAAGCAUCUGCUUCUAUAGAACUAUAUAACUGAUCACAAAUGCUUUUGUACUUUACGCCUGCAAUAGUGGUGUACUUUACUACUUGCAUAACUUCCAAGAAGCCAGCAACUGCUGGCUCCUAGUCUUAUUAUGAGGGUUACUUGUGCACCACUUUUGGGUAACUGGGGUGAGUUGCUUUAGGAUGUGGUUCUGCAGAUUCUCUCUUUUCUGGAUUACAAGGGACAACACGGACUAGUGUGGCUGCAGGAGAGUAUAAAUCUGUGCCACUGCAGCUACAGCUCACCAUGCUCGGAACCAUUUAAUCUCUCCUACCAUGGUGUGUUCACCCAGAGGGCAGCAAAGCUGCCUUAAAUUACCUCUGUAUUUCCUUUUAACAAAGUGGUGAAUACAUUUGAUGUGCUGAUAUCUCCUAACUCACUCAGUUCCAGCAGGACUGUAUGAAUUUGGGACCAUCUUGGUUCUGGGGACACCAGAAAUAAUGUCUUCCAAAAAUCUCUGCAUAAGAGCCCGUACCAAGGCUAGUGUUCUUCAGUGGUCUUUCGCACAUUAACCGUAUGUAGGCACUUCUGUCGCAUACAAAGUAUUGGACCCCAAACUCCACUGCCUUCCAUCCUGCUUUUAGGGAUUUGGUUCAACAAAAAAAAUAAAGAUAAACAUUGAGUUAUAUUCACUGUGACUUUCCAUGUUUUAAAAAAGUCACACCGUUUAUGUAUUUGUAUUUUAAUUUCAUUAUGUCAACUUAAGACAAUACCUUUUUAGAGAAUACUUAAUUAGGGAAAUAUUGAAGCAUCUCUCAUGUGGAUAAUUCACCCUAUUAAUGGCUCUAAUAAAUCACUAGAUUAUUAAGUAACAGUACAAAUGUUCUUUUGAAAUUCUUAUGGCUUCUAAUGUCACAGGAUUCCCUUAAGUAGUCAAGGACUUAAAGCAAUGUUUUAGAGGAAGGGUAGUCUAAAGACAUCGCUAACUGUAAUUAGAUGUGCUCUGUUUUUUGUUUGCAAUGUAAUUAUGGUACCAUCAUUAGUCAACCAGAAAUGUAAUUAGCUGAAAUACUUUGCAUUAAGUGCUCCCAACGUGAAGCGAUUUCAGAGUUGUUUUGAGACAUCUGUAGCGAAUACAGUUCUUUUAAGGUGACUGUAUGUUCAAAAGAAACCUUUUUAAUGUACCACAUUUAUUUUCUUUCAAAAUACAAAGUAAAUCAAAUCCGUUCUGUAAUUUGUGGAAUCAGAAAAUUGAAUCUGGGGAACAAAACAUGAUGGAAGUCCUAACUUCAAUCAAAAUCUAUUAUUUAAAAAAAAAAAAAAAAAAAUAGUUAUCAGGAGUGCUUCAUUUAAAUUCUGAGUUUAAUUACCUCUGAAGCCUUAGGAGACAUCCUCCGUUUACCAACACACCCUCCAGUUCUGGAGUUAUGUAUAGUUUAAGGUUUGUUUUAGAUGCCUGCUGAUAUUCGAGUAAGCUACAAAGCAUUAAGAUGUAUACUGGCAGAUGGGAAGUUGCACAUUUUUUUUAUGAUUUAUCAAGCAUGCAAGAUAUAAACGUCAGUUUACACACCCAAGGCAUAUACUUUGCAGAAUUCUAAUCACAACCUUGGGAGAAACGUCAAAGGAUGCCUAUUUACUGAGUGAUUCUGUGUCACACACCAAAAGAAAUAGAUGAAAUCCAAGCCAGGGACCGUUAACCUUUUACGGAGAUCACCUACAGUCGUGUUAAAAUCUCAAUCAAUGCGCCUUUUUUUUAGGAUGUAAACUACAGAGAAUGGUAAUGGGCUAACCCAAGGUUUCAGUUGUACUUCUCAUAGUAGUUGUUUGAAAGUCUCUUUUAAUAAAUUGAAAAGCGAAUUUUGCAAUAUUUUGUCAAAAAUAUCCAGUUAGAUGACUUUGAGAAUCUUUCCAAACCAGCUUUUGGUUUGAGGCAUCUUGAUACGUUACAGUAUGUUUCGACUUUAUGGGGAAUUCUCAUGUUAUUGAGGGAGCAAUGCAGACCGGAAGCUGGCAGAAAGGGCAUUAAAGGAACACUAUAGGGUCAGGAAUACAAACCUGUAUUCUUGGCCCUAUAGUGUUAAAACCACCAUCUAGCCCUUUUGCUCACCUUAAAGGACCACUAUAGGCACCCAGACCACUUCAGCUUAAUGAAGUGGUCUGGGUGCCAGGUCCAGCUAGGAUUAACACUUUCUUCUACAAACAUAGCAGUUUCAGAGAAACUGCUAUGUUUACAAAUGGGUUAAUCCAGCCUCUAGUGGCUGUCUCAUUGACGGCCGCUAGAGGCGCUUCCGCGCUUCUCACUGUGCUUUUCACAGUGAGAAGAAGCCAGCGUCCAUAGGAAAGCAUUGAGAAUGCUUUCCUAUGGACUGGCUGAAUGCGUGUGUGGCUUGUGCCGCGCAUGCGCAUUCAGCCGAUGAGGAGAGUCCCCCGCCCGGCGCUGGAGAAAGAGGUACAUUUAACCCCUUCCACCCCCUAGAGUCCGGCGGGAGGGGGACACUGAGGGUGUGGACAACCUCAGGGCUCUAUAGUGCCAGCAAAACAAGUGUUUUCCUGGCACUAUAGUGGUCCUUUAAUACUGUAAAAUCUUACUUGUAUUUAAGUCUGCAGCUACUGUCUGCUUGGCUGACAUAAUCAGAAGUGGUGUUCUGAGCCAAUCACAAUGCUUUCCUAUAGGACUGGCUGAGACGGUCAAGGAGGCAGGUCAGGGGCAGAGCCAGCACAAUUCAAUCAGCAUUGAAUCACUGCAUCUCUAUGAGGACAGUUCAGUGUCUCCAUGCAGUGGGUUGAGACACUGAAUGUCAGUCACACUGUGCAGCACUGCCUCAGGAAGCACCCCUAGCAGCCAUCUGAGGAGUGGCCAGUGGAUGUAUCCCUUUUCUCUGAAAACACACUGUUUACUGCAAAAAGACUGAAGGGAAUGAUUAUACUCACCAGAACAAAUACAUUGAGCUGUAGUUGCUCUAGUGAUUGUGUCCCUUUAACCCCUUAAGUACCAAACUUCUGGAAUAAAAGGGAAUCAUGACAUGUCACACGUCAUGUGUCCUUAAGGGGUUAAAUAUGUUUUAAAAAGAAAUAAUAUAAAUUUUUACAUUUAAAAAGAUAAUUGGUCAUAGUUCCUGGAGUACCCUGGCACUAUCCCUUUUGUUCAUUGAAUAUACUCUGCCUUAACAAAUUCAUAUUAGCAACAGGCGGUUGUAAUGAACUGAACGCGGUCAGCUGACACGCUCAGCCAAUCACUGCUGCUUGUUGCUGGUGAGGAUAAUGCGGGGCUGGGCUGAUGGCUGCUGGGGACUCUCAUUUAGUGUUAAAACCAUUCAAAAACAGGUAUCCAAUGAAUGAAAGGACAACCUAAAUGAGGUAUCCCUUUAAAGAACAACCAUAGGCACCCAGGUCACUUCAUAUCAAUGAAGUGGUCUGGUUGCAGUUGCCCUGUCGGUCCAGCCCUGGAAUGUAAAACAUUGCAGUUUUUUGUAGAUACAGCAAUGUUUUUAUCUCAGGGCUAAACCGCAGACAGACAUGAGAGUUCCUCUGAUGCAAAUACAGAGACACAGUUAUGUGAUGUUCAGUGUCCUCACCCAUUGCAUGAUGUCGCAGGUCUUCAAAUCCUGAUUAUCCCUAUGAGAAGCCUUUGAAUGGGCAAGAGCGACGUGUUCCUAGUCCCCAAUGCUUCUCUAUAAGAAGUAUUUGACUUGAAUAAGAAGACUAAGAGGAGGCUGUUUGCAGGACAUCGUCACCAAAAGUGGGGCACGUGGCUGCACGGAGUGAGCCAAGGUGCUGAAAAAAGGCAAGUAGAACCCUUUUGUCCCCUUAUUUAAUUUCAUUUAGGAGGGCCCUAAUUGUAAAUGGUGAGUAGAACAGUAUAUUGGGAAUAUGGGAAUGAGGGAAUGUUUGUAUUCCUAACAUUAGUGUCCCUUUAAGCACUUGGCAACAAUUGCGUUUUUGAAAUGAUGAAUGGAGCUGAUACCUUAGCUGAUAGCAGCUCUGGCUGUUUCACACUGAUGUGAAUAAUACUCAUAUAUGUGAAUAUGAAUGCGCUUUACUGAAACUUGGUCUCCUUCACACUGAGCUGUAUGGGGAGGUAGGGAUUUGACAAGAGAAAAAAAAAGAAGGUAUAGCAUCCUCAUUUGAUGUCAGGCACUAUAGUCUUAUAGCUAUAGUGGUUUAAAAAAAAAAUGUAUUUAAAAUUCUUUCCUAUUGCUGCUGUUAUAAGCUUCUACUUGCAGAGAGACUGGAAAUGGGCGCAUACGUUACGGUGGUUGUUGUUCCAUUAAAAUGCCUGUUAUUUGCACUUUCCCAUGUGGGCUUGAUUGACUCUCAAUGAACAGUAGGCCCUAGUUUUUAAAACCUGUAUUGCUGCUAUAUUCUGAGUAUUUUAAAUGCGUUGCUAUAAGUGUAUAGUUCAAAACAUUUUAAAUGGCUAAAAGGUUAGUUUUGCUGUGAGGAGGUUUGGUUACUGGGUCAUAUAUUUAGUUUAUUGAAUAAUGUAUUGGUAGAUACUUUGACAAGUCAUAAAAAACAAACAAAAAAAGUAUAUUUAAACAAACUGGAAUGAUUGAGAAAAACAUUACUGAAUUAUGUUUCAUUAGACUGAGUUAUGGGAUACACUGGUAAACAAUUGUUCAGAGACCAGGUAUUAAAAAAUAAGAUCCAUUUAUAGGAUUUUUAUCAGAAAAGAUGGUUGUAUUUACAGAAAAGGGAAACUGUUGUGAGCUGCGCCCAUUGAUGUAUAAGAUGUGGUACUUUUAUGUAUCUUCAAAAUAAUAAUACGCAGAUAUUUAACUGCGUAUCAAUUGAUAGCGAAAGCACGGAGCCCCUUUUAAUUGUCCACCUUAAUCUCUGCAAUACACAAUGUAUCUAUGAGAGAAAUAUUAAAGCACUCUUUCCCAUGUAAAGCUAUCCAAUGGGCCAGGUAUAUGAGAGAGGUGGUGUGCCCACUACCCCUAUACACUGUCCUCCAAAAUCUUACCGGUUCUGGCAACUGCCUAAGAAGACAGAGUUGCUUCACCUCGUGCACAGAAAUUCUAAAUGCUCAAACUGUUUAUAUGUGUCACAUGUUUAUUACGUGUGUGUGUGUUCUAUGCAAUAACAUGACACUCCUUGAGACAAUGUGACAAGGAACCUGAAGGGACAGGAUAUUUAUAUGUAAUGCAAUAUGGAAUGUGAGAUAUUCUGUAUUGUCGUAAAAAGUGUGCGCUGUAUUGAUGGGACUAUCACACCCCCUUUUUGCCCCUCUUUCUUUUUUGUACCCUCUUCCCUAACAAAUUAAACAUUCAAUAAUAAUUUUCAAAUGGGUGGGGUAGGUGGGAAAUGAUGAAACAUAUUUUUAAAAUAAAAAGCAAUAGAACACGUUGACCCGAUAAUUCCCCCUUAAUUGUAAUUAGUUGAGUCACCCCCCCACCCCCCCAAUACUUGUUCUAGUUAUGAUGGUAGUAUUGUUUUUGUUUUGUUUCUGAGGUUUUUUUAACCCAUUUUAUUUUUGCGUUGUUGAAUUUAAAACAUUUUUUGCACUUAAUAAUGGAAUUUUGUGACAGUCACCCGCCCCAAACCAUCCUUCCCUGCCACAAUAAACACUUAUGGGCCUUAAUUACCGGAACACCAGUGGGUCCAUUAAGAAUAGUCUUGUAAGGAUGCAGAGAAAUAAAUUCACGUAGCUCCCUGAAGAAAUGUCACCGGUGACAUGCCACUCUCUUGGGGAAAGUUAAAAUUAGAUUUUGCGAGGACAAAGAUUGGGAAUGGCCCAGCACAGGUGGCGACUACAUCCAAAUAAAAAGGAUUUCACGCCCUGGGAAGUUGAAGAGCGCAGUGACCAAAUGGUGGGGGAUGGGAUUCAGGAAUGCAGUUAAAGGGCUUGGGAUGGGGUGACGGACAUUCUAAUUUUGAGUAGACAGACUGUCUUCCCCUGCCAGUGUUAACCAAACUGGAAAUAAUGCCAAGCACAAUAAUUGUUGCUGAACAACAGACUCAACCGCAGUGUAUGAUAACGUUCUUGAAGAUCAGUGAAAUAUUUGACCGUGUGGGAUCCUGACCCAGACAUCCCCAGACAUCCGACAUUGAGUUGCAUGCUUAUAGUUUAGAGAAUAUUCAUAGUGUGUGUUAACUCUCUCCUGUCCACAUUGGUCCAUUUUGGAAGCUGGGCAAACUUAGAGAGCUUAUUUACUAAAAUGGGAGUUGUGGUGAGUUGAUUACUGGAGUGAAAAACAAAGGCUUAAAUAUUACAGGGUUAUUCACAAAAGUGAGAAUUGAAGGUGAAUUCAAAUCGAAUUUCAAAUUUGAGGUUGUAGUAGUCAAAUCGAAGGCUGAGCUGACUUCAGUUUGGCUAUUUCGACCUUAAACUUGCGAUUCGCUUUAUCUUUUCACUUUAUUGAAACACCCUGGCAGGGGGGUAUCCAAAUAAGUGAGUAGUUUAAUUAAUUUUGUUAUUGGCAAUGUAACCUAGAUGGUUUGAUGUGCAUUUUUGUUGUUUUCAGAAAUCCUAAAAUCCAGAAUUUAAUUGCUUUGCAGGGUGUUGGGAUAUCCAUAAUAAAGGUGCCUUUCCCCUGUUAAUGCAUAUUUUUAUUUGUAUUUAUUUUUUUUAACCUGCUGUUAUGUUACAUGCACAGUAGUUAACUAUCCACAGAGCUUUACCAGUUCUGACUUAAAGCACCUCCAAUUAGCAUCACCGUAAACUGCAGAAUUCUGUACAUUCUGAGUUUAGCUCCGCUCUCUCCGUGCUCUACACAUCUAACAACAAUGCGUCUGGGGUAUGGAAGGCACGUACCACCUGGCAGUGGUGACUCCGAUGUCAUUUAGAUCCUAGGACCACCAUUUCAAAGCACCGCUGGACAUCCCGUUGUUAGUCGUGUUCAUUCUAGUGAAAAACAGGUUUUUGCUACACUGUUUUUUCUUUUAGGAACUCUGCAGUGAACUCUGAAGAGUGGAUAGAUAAUAUUGUAUUUCUUAUAAAUGUGUGCUAUGUUUUGUAAGUUAAUACAGACAUGUUUUGGGCAGGAGAGGUCAUAUUUCCAUAAUUUUGUACACAUUUUAAUCUUAAAGCUACACUAUAACGUCAGGAACAAACCUAUAUUCCUGACACUAUAGAUGUGAAACACAGUUUGGGCCCCUGGCCUCCCUUGUCUGUGUUUUACUCACCUUUUUCCAGCGCUGCAUGGGUCUCCUUGCAGCUGGCACCACCUCCUUGGCUGAGAUCAUCAAAUUUGAUGAUCUCAGACAAUCCGACGCUUUCCCAUAGGAAAGUACUGGGACUCUAACGUGCACACGCAGCAAAAUGCUGCACUGUGCCAAUCCGCAUGUCCUCAUAGAGAUAUUAAAGCAAUGUAUCUCUAUGAAGAAUGUUCAGCUUCUCCAUGCAGAUCGUGGAGACCCUGAAAGUCAGUGCUGCACAGUGUGAAAAAGGCGAGCAGUCACCACACACACUCUGCAUGGAGUAAGCUGUGUGAUUCCAGGCAGGUUCAGGCUGUGAGUCCUUGUCCGGCUCCAGGUUAUAUUUGGAAGUGACGAUGUCUCGGUAGGACAUGUGAGGGGUAUGAGGUUCUCCCUGGCUGUAUGCCAUAAAGCUAGCAUUCCUAUAUUGAAGAGCUUUGUCGACAGGCCUCUCGUUCUGUCCCUCACACUUUCAUUGCCGUCUGAGCUUGAAAUUUAUGUGAUAGUUAGACAGCAGCCAGUCCGCAGUCUUCGAAAUGCAGGGAAGAGGAAGGAUUUGGAUAAAUACCAAGAUUGGGAGAUAAGGCUAUCACGGAUUACGGCAUCUCCCUCUCCUUCGUAGCUGGACAAAUGAAUGUAAUCUAGCAAUCCGCUAAAAAAGUACUGCUACAUCAAAUAUCACAGGAAAUCCACAUUUUCAUUAUUCUAUGAUCUAUUAACAUUAUCUAGAUUACGUAAUCACACAGCUAGACCUGAAAACAGCAGUAGCUGAAAUCAAUAAGUCUGUCUGUAAAAGCUGAACGGAAAACAUGGCAGACUUGUAGAAAUAUUCCCACUUUGGCCCACAAAGUUAAUUACCAAAUAUCCAUAGUGAAUUUAACAAUAAACAAACCUGUUGGUCCACAGUAAGCACUUAUCGGGUCACUCCAAUCACCAUGACCACUUCUGCUUUUGGAAAUGGUCACAGAGAAAGGAAUCUGUAUGUGCAGCGUUUGUUUGAAACGCUGCACGUCCAGAGAUAUUUGGACUUCUAAAUUACCCCUCACCAGCACAGAGUGCAUGCAUGAAACUGUCCACUCAAAUGUGUCUUGUACAGCUAUUUGCUGGUGACCAUAAAAAGUAACCAGAUGGUCACUCCUUAUGGAGAAUGUCUGGUCUCCUCAUAAUGUAAUGGUAUAUUAUUAUUCCUUCCAAUAUCAACCUUUUACUAGUCUUUAGUAAAAUCUACAAUUAUAAUCUGUCUGACACCUACAUUCUUGGUUUUUUUUUUAAUUGAGAAAAAUAAGAGGCGUUCGGACAUUUUAAAGGUGAAUAGUGCAUGCAUUAUAUGUAGUACAAAGCUCUAAAAAAACAAAAAAAAAAAAACUUUUAAAAUGAUUUUGCAUUAUUGCUACUCAAACCUAUUGUACAGUGGAUCUUCAGAGGUUUAGCAAGUUAACCAGCAGAUGUCUUGCUCUAGGCCUGGAAAAACAAACAAAGGCUUUGGACGAAUCCCUCCACCCCCAAAGGAGAAAGAUGUUCAGAACAAAUUAUCCACUGGAUGAGCUUUGGUAUGAAACUGUGAAAGCAGAGCUGCCUAAAACAUUCUGUGAUAGGCCUGAAACGCGUUGGGUGACUCACCUUUUCACAAGUGAAGUUACCUUUGUUUUGCUUUGCCAUGAAAAUCAACACACGUGAAUGUUUAUUUUGUUCCCAAGCUGAAUCCAGAGGAUAUUUUAAUUUAAUAUUUUUUUGCACCAACUUGUCUCUUCAGUGGGAUCCAACUUAUGUGUUACUUUAUUGUUCCUUUGUUCUCAAAGUGAGCCUACACAUCUAACUCCAGGGAUAUGUGAAUCAUUUUUACUUUUCGAUUUAUGGACACUAUAUUGUGCUAUAAAGUGACUGUUUUUAAAGGGAACUUGCAUUCUAGAAUUAGACGUGGAGUCGUUUUCGCAUACUUUUUUCAGGUGUUGUGGUUAGGCUCACAUUCCUUCGUUUGUCUGCGUCUCUCAGUAGAGCAGGAUGGAAUGGUAGGUGGGGACAGCCAGUAAUUUGGUUCCGUGGUUUGACUGAAAGGUGCAGAUGCUUGUAGGCACUUGUUUCUUUCGAGACAAUGAGCAUACUCCCCUCCCUUCUCCCCCCUUGCAUACAUCUUCCAUAAGGAAAGACUCGCAAUACAUCUGGUGGAACAAUUAACUUUUUUUGCCUGUAAUUCCUUUCAGUUGUAGAUGGGCAGCGAGCCAAAAGGCUGGACUGUAACUAUGAAACAAACUUACGAGGGUUAAUGGAUCCUGCUCAGAUUCUGCCGAGAAAUGUACAUAAAAUGUGUACGAGUAGGGCAGGCAGCUUAAUAUGUGUUUAAAUAAAAUGUAACUCUGCAUCUCUUAUAAUGAGAUUUCAUUAACGUAACGUGUUUUACCAAACAUACGCGUACGUUCGGUAAAACACGUUUGUGUUUAUUCACGGAACAUUGACUUGUAGUGAAUUGGAAGACCGAAUUGCACUUUUUUUUUUCUUAAGAUUUUCAGUAUAUGGGAAAAGAGAAAGUGUACAGUUACAAAUGACGGAGAAAAUUGAAAACAUACAAUGAACAACAAACAAAAACGCUCUCGAUGGCAAAACUGUGGAACACAAUAAAAAGUAGAUAAAACUAUUCUUCUAGCCAUCGUACCAACUAAAGAAAGGUAGCAGUCUCCUUUAAGACCCAGAGCAAAUGGCAUAUUUUAGGCCAAAAUCAUUAAAGGACCACUAUAGUGCUAGGAAAACAAACUCGUCCAAACUGGUCCACCGCCCGUUAAAACCCCUUCAGCCACUUGCCUUAAUCCAGCACUGGGCUCCCUCGGCGCUGGUGAGCUCUCCUCCGACGUCUGCUCCCAAGUGGGAGCUCUGAAACUAUGUUUACAGCUGAAGGGUUAAAACCUGGGGGACCUGGCACCCAGACCACUUCAUUGAGCUGGUAUGGUCUGGGUGACACUUGUGGUCCUUUAACCCCUUAAGGACACAUAACAUGUGUGACAUGUCAUGAUUCCCUUUUAUUCCAGAAGUUAUUCCAAUAAUAAACUGCAUUGUUUUUUAGUUUUUCUAUUUAAUUGCAUUGUCUACAUAGAUGGUUAGCGAAAACUCCUAACACUAUACUGUCCCUCAGCCAUAAGGCUAUUGUCUGCCCCCGCCGCGGGGGAGGGGGGAAUUGUUUAUAAAAAUAAAAUAAAAAUUUAAACCUUUUUCUUAGCUCUUUGCAGCAGAGCCUUUUGGCUCUGGCUCCAUCUCUGCUUCCUCCGAUGUCGACAAGUUGGGAGAAACUACUGCACAUACACUGUGAGUGCCACAUGGGCAUUAGGUCUUCCCCAUAGGAAAGCAUUAAGUCUGUUCUUUCCUAUGUGGAUUUUGAAGACUGAACGUCUCAUACAGAGUGAAGAUGUCCAGUGUCAUUUCACGGAGUUAGCGCCUCUAGUGGCUGUCUGAGAGUUGGCCACUAGAGGCAGUCUUAUCCCUGUAAUAUAAAGUUUGCUAUUUCUCUGAUGCAAAAUGUUUUACUUUGCAGAGCUAAGGGGACAUAGACCGUGCACCCAGACCACUUCAAUGAGAUGAAUUGCUCUGGAUGCCUAUAGUGUCCUCAUAACUACGGUCUCAAAUAGUCUAGAACCCACUGAUUUUAGUUUAGCGUUAAUUCCGCAGCUCAUCUUGAUAGGAAGCAACUGGUGCGUUGACGUACCCUGGUAGAGUUUAUUAAUAUUAUUAUGAUAUUUUAUAGAGCGCCGUCAAAUUCCGCAGUGCUUUACAAUGGGUGGACAACCAGACAUGUAGUUGUAACCAGACAAGUUGGACACACAGGAACAGACGGGUUGAGAGCCAUGCUCAAUGAGCUUACAUGCUAGAGGGAGUGGGGUAAAAUGACACAAAAAGGUAAGGAUAGUAUUAGACUAGUGACAGUUGCAGAAGAGGAAUCAAUUGGGAGCUAUUAACAGUUUAAUUGAUACGCUUUUAUGAAGAAGUGGGUUUUUAAUGAUUUUUUGAAGGAGUGGAGACUGGGUGAGCAUCUAACAGAGGAGGGAAGCGAGUUCCACAGGAACGGUGCAGCCCUCGAGAAAUCUUGAAGGCGAGCAUCAGAGGUGGGAGUAUGGACAGAAGAUAAAUGCAAGUCUUCAGCAGAUCGCAAGGGCCUAACUAUGCAGCGAAGAAAGGAUUCGGCACAGUGCUAGCUGAGGAAUUCAGAUGCAAAGUGCAGCUAAUCUUUUGCGGAGUUCACCUGCAGACUACCUGAAAAGUCGUUUUGACAUUUAAACCUCAAUUUAAUUUGUUUGAAACCGCACCACAAAUUAUCACAAUCUGUUCGAAAUACUUUUCAAAUGAUUUAUCUGCAGACUUCACAAUUAGUCUUUGGGUAUUUUUGUAAAUUAAUCAUUUGAAAAGUUCUAAGAGAUUAUGAUCAUUUCCGAUGCUGAUCCAAACCAAUGAAAUGAAGGCCUUAAUCGGGGUGAGCUUUUACUAAGGAUCUGAUAAGUAAACCCCUGGUUUCAAUAAGUCAGUAGAAAUAUGCUAUGUGAAAGCAGGCCAUCUCCUGCAGAUUAUAAUUUUUUUUUUAAAAAUCACUUAAUCGCAUAGCAACAGAGUAUCUCCAUAAUUACCAUAAUUAUAUCUACUAAUCUUGGGGAUCUUACUGCACAAGGAGGAAACUUCUGUUUAUUUUUUUUUACAAUCCCUUUUGUACAGGCAUAGAGAUACAUUUAUGCACUUUGUUUAGUCUUUAAGUUGAAUCGUCUACAGAGGUUACAAUAUAUGCAAUAUAAGAUGCUUGAAUGCCAAGUGGCCAUUGGAUGUUCGAUAUGUGUAUAUUGUCUGAGAUUUGUUUUUUGCAAAUUGUAAAAUUUGUGUUAAUCUGUUCUCUCUCUCCCCACCAUAAGAACUUGAAUUGGAUACUUGUUCAUGGAGAAUUAUCAAAAGCACUUUUUUAUUAUCUAAUGCUAUUUAUGCUUCAUGUAUUUUGUCUGUGUCUUAAAUAGGUCCCACUUUAAACCCAGACAAAUUUGAAGUUAAUUGAUUGAGUCUGCGAUUAGGAAGGAUGUCCAUAUGGGAAGAUGUAACAGGAUUUUUUUUCCCCUUACAUGAGCGAACUAGUGCCAUGCUAUCAUGCAGUAAUUGAUGAUUAAGAAGUCUGUGUUAUGUUCUCCCUGUUACUAUCCAGAGGUAUUAACCUUCUAAUCACUGGCUUAGUCCAUUUAAACUAAUUUGUCUUUAUUUAAAUACUUAAAGUCUCUACUGAUAAUCCGUUGGUAGGUAGUGGUUAGCAGAUCCUCCGUUCUCCUGUACACACGCCAUUUAUACAGACUGACGGACAGCAUGUGAAAUGUUCUGCCCUGUAGUUUAGAAAUCAAAUGAUUAACCAGUCCAGAACCUCAAUGGCAUUCUCAGUGCGCUGCCCAUCAAUGUGAACUGUGUGUGCCCGUCCAUCUGUCCAUAGUGAUUCUGACAGCCCUAACUAUAGUCCUCUAUUUAUGGGGUGAGGAGUUAAUCUAGAUCAGGGGUUGGCAAUCUUUGGAACUCCUGAUGUUUUGCAAGAACCAUAGCUUUAAAAACAUUACAGAAGAUGUAGUCCACAACAUCUGGAGUGCCGAAGGUUUCCUACCUCUAGUACAGGCAUAAACAACCUUCAGCACUCCAGAUAUUUUGGACUACACCACCCAUGAUGCCUUGCCAGCAUUAUGGGGCAUGUAGUCCACAACAUCUGGAGUUCCCUACCCCUAGAAGCUUCAACAGACAAUUUCGAGAACCAACUUGACUUUCAUUUUAGGUAUUUGGAAGAGCUACAUUUAUUGAGAACAAUCAUGGAUUGCAAUGUUUUGGCCAACAACAGUAACACUUUAGACGAGCUAAAGUACCAUGAUAUUGAUGAUCUCUGGUGUUCAUACAGAACACAAUGUAUCAGUACAAUAACCUCUGGGGUUCUAAUUCACAAUGAUGACCCUUUGAUGAAUCCCUUUCUUGGUUCUGCCGCCCCCCGGGAUCACCAAUAUUUGGAUUUAUGACCUCUUUCACUUCCCCUGGCAAUAUGUAAGGCUUUCAUUCUGUUGGCCAUCAGCGGGGAAAUGGAAUUCAUAUGCUGCAAAUGGAAAUCAAUUAAUGCUAUAGGAAGCACCAUGACAUUAAUUUUCCUCUGCCAGCAUUUGAUAACAACUUCCUGACUGGAGACCCAUGUCAAGUGUGUGUAAUUUAUACGCAACAGGUAACAUUGGGGUCACCAGAAAUACAUAUUUAGAGUAUUCUCACUUUAUUACUCCAAUGAUUUGAGGUUUUUUUUAGUUAUUCAGAAAGAUCAUUGUUUUAAUAUAGAGUAAGUGGGAUUUUGUAAAUAAAGGCUCCCCAGUUUAUUCAAAGCAAAUUUUGAAAUUUAGAUUAAAUUAGUCAAACUGAAAACCUACUUGACUCGGAGAAUGUUUCUAAGUUGACAGUUUUGGCCUAAAAUGUGAAACGUUGAAUUCCUAAAAUUUCAUCCAUUUGUGGCACGCAGAGAUUGAGACCAAAUGCAGGGUGCCUUUCUCGCUAGAACUUGAAAACUUGGUAUUUAUGACUCUCUUACAUGACACGAAUGACCGACAAUAGAUCAUCAUUUAUGCUACGAUCUCCCAUUCCAUGUGUUGGUUUAUGAUUUGAUCUACAUUUUAAGAUUGAUUGUGCUCUGGAACGAAUUGCCAUGACUCUGUUGUGGCAGGGAAGCAAUCUACAGACGGAUAAUUGGGGUAAAGGGGUAAAAAUGUGGGUUAUCCAUCAAAAUCACUGAUCCGCUGCAAGAAUAAUUAACAAUUGAAGCUUGUCCUUCCCAAGUCAUGCCUUUACUUGAUCACAAGAUAAUGUGUGAGCUACUGUUUUGCUCUGCUUCCGAACCUCUCUUCCUGCCAAGUACAAUCACAUUUUCAGGUGCUGGUGUUUGUACUGACCUGUGCGGCAUUACAUAGCUAUGCGAUAACUUCGAGAUAUCACAUAUUUGUUGGGUUUCAGAAGCCGUACUGAUUCAAGAUGGCACCUACCGGAACCGUUUAAUCACUGUGAAAAAAAGUUCUAACAUUACUGAAAAUGGAACCAUAAAUUCAUAACAUUCCAUCGGUUUCCAUGGUGAUUGGUCCUCUCUUAGAACAUUGCCCUAGUAUUUUUUAAUUUUAUUUAAUUUUUGGCAACCCCAUUGGCUGUUGUGUUCUUAUUUUAUCACGUCAUUGUGUGCGUUCUGGUAACAAAUAUCCAUUGUCCUGCUGUUUUCAGUGUUGCCCUGGGAUAGGGAGGGGGGUGACGAAGAUGUGAGUGUCACUGUGUCUCUUUGGGCGUGGUACGGGGGUGAAUUGAUUGUGUUAGCACUGUGAUGUGGGCAGCCUGAUUACUCUCUUGGUGGCGGGUGACAGUCAUGCUGCAUUUCUGUACCAUUGCCCAGUUCUCGGCUACCCCUCAAUCCGGUCCAGUCCAACCAUUGUACAUUCAUCCACUAAUUAUUAUUGCUGUGCUAUUACGCUGUCAUAGAGGCUCUGCCAAUGUUCGCUACUCUGGAGAGGAGUUUGUGGUUAUCAGUGUGUCAUGUUAAGCAUUGCUGCUUUUUAUUCAUUUUAGCCCAGAUUUUCUCAGUUAAUAUAGAGGAGUUUUGAAUCAUAUUUUAUGAGCUAGUGAGCAGAGAAAUGUAUCUACUUGAAAUAGUUGGUAUUUAUUUGCUACAUAGAUCUGACAGGUAAGGUUACGUAAGAAAAAGGAAUGUUUGGGCUCAGUUCAAGGCUAUCAGCCUUGAAUUCUACUUAAGUGACCAUACUGCCCUUUGAGCUGUGGACUGUCAUUCUGGUGUGUGUUUUCAAAGGGACACCAUAACCACUGUAGCUUCUAGUAAUGUUUUGUGAUACUUGGAGUCUUACUGAAGUCCCUAACAUUUUGUCAAAUCUUUUUUUGUCUAGAUUGACAACAAAAAAAACAGGGUGGCAUCUAUGGCUCCCAAAAUCUGUCUCUCUGCUGCCAUUGAGAUUUGGUGUAGCUAUUGUACUUGGUUAACCAGUUAAAUCUGGAGGUCAGUGAUGGACUGUGAUUAAUAGGUGCAGCAGAGUCCAGUUAUAGCUCCGCGCUCAAAGCACAGGACACACAAACGUCCACAUUACUAAAAUGGCAGGAGAGAAGAUGGCUUUGUAGGUCAAGGAGAAUACGUGAAAAUAGUUUGACAAAAAUCCAACACGCACCAUAACUACUGCAACAAGUUCCAAUGAUUAAAGUGCUAAGAGUGUCUAUUCAUACCGUACAGAUUACGUUUUUGAUGAGAGUUCCUUUGCACAGGCAUGGCCCCUCAAUAUAUGGAAGAUGUGGUGAUUUGGUAAAAUAAAAAUAAGAUUUGGAAAAUAGCCAGCUAGUGGAUAAUGACUGUGGAAUUCUUUCACCCCCCUCCCCUUUUUCUUUUACCCAACAGCCUGUUAAAGGGCAUUCCUCCGUCUCUUCCUCUUGGUACAAAUGGAACAUGUGGAAUCACUGGGGUCAUAUUGUAUCACAGAAACAAAAUAGCCUGGCACUUUUCCAAAGGAUUGGGGGUCAGGGGGGGUGGGGGGGGUUCCGAAACCCUCAUAAACUUUGUCGUUUGUUUCUUUGCUUGAGGGGAUUUUGUUAAAUGUUAACUUUGUAAUAUUCGAAAAGUUCUGUGGGAAAAUACAUUUAUUUUAUUUCAAUUAAGUGUAUUCUGCAGAACUAGUCACCACUAAAACCAUUUUUGCUAAUUAAUUUUACUGGAACUCACGCUGCUCUUUAAUAGAGAACAUCUUACUUCUGUUCUGACAUAAACAUAGAAACAUUGAAAUUUAAAUUUUUGUAAAAGCCAUUUGACUGAUGUCAUCUGCCUAGUCUAUGUCAAAGGCCAGGCUUUAUCCUUUAUUUUUCCUGCUCUGGAUAUCGGCGUGUCUGUCCAACGCUUUUUCAAUGCUUCCUCUCUUCUGGUGUUUGCCACCUCAGCCGGAAGGCUAAUCCAUGUAUCUGCAUAUUUAUUACAUUUAUUUUGUAUUUUUUUUUUUGUGUAUCAAUGUAAUCCCACAAUUUUUUCCUCUAUUUCCUACUGUCUAACUUCAGUAAUGUACUCUUCUUGCCUAAGCUUCUUUGAUUCUGUACAAGAUGUCCCCCUCCUUCAUAACCUUGCACCAUGUAUCACCAUGUACUCUAUGUUGACACUGUAUAAUAUAGAGUAGAUGAUGGACCAUUUUGCUAGCUCAUUUUAUCCAGCGUUUUCAUGGCUCCAGAAGGUCACUAAAGGACAUAGUCUUUCACCUACAACCGUAAAUCUUGUUGUAGUCUUCGGGUAACCACUUGACCUCUCUGGCACCACCCUGCUAAUUUCCCCAAAACUACAACACAAAAAAAUCCCCUUCUCCAUUGUCUUAUUGGUAACUCGCGUUAUUUAUUAGUAAUGCACAAACACGCGCUCCCCCUCCUUUCCCUGCUAUAUAAUCUCUCCCCCACUGCUUUUCUCUGUGUGUCCCCCCCCACACCCCUGCUGCGCAUUGGGGCGAAUCUUCCCCUGCAGGGGAUUGUGGGAAUCUUUCAGUCCUCGCUCACCCCUGGAGCCAAAUAAUAAGCGGCUUCAGAAAGCGAACCCCAGGAGUCUGGCUCUGCUGGGCCUGGAACAGUAGGGGACUACUUGCCUUUAUAAAGAAGACUUGCACAAUCCCUGCUUAUUCCCUAACCCAUCACUGCAGAGGGAGGGAGAGGGGAAACCUUUCCCCCCCCACACAGAAGAAAACCGAAACACUUUUCACUUUGUGUGUGUUGUGUGGAAAUGAUGCCCCUGUUGCGUGUUUGUGUAUGUGGGGUUAUGUUGUGUUGUCCAUAUAGUAUUCCUCUCUCUCUUUCUCACAAUAGCUGUCCAGCACCUGCAGAGAAUUCACACAAUGGAUUCCCUUACAACCCUGCCUCUUGCUGCGGCCCCCUGCUGGUUUUCCAGGACCCCAGCUUUUUGCUACAAUAACUUGAGUCCGGGGACUGGCACUGGUUUUGGGCAAAUAUUUCCAAGUGUUUCCUAAUCAUCCUUUUUAACACCGGAGGAGGCAAAGACUUUAUUUUCCCCUGUGUCAAUGCGGCCCCUGCAAUUUAAUAUUUCAUUGUGUUCUUUAUUUUUUUUUUCUUUAAACUUGGAUAAAUAAGAAUGCUUUAAUGCUGUUACUACAAUCAGUGACUGCAAAUGUGCUGCUUAGCAUUGUGUCCUACAGUUCUGCAUAUUCACAUUUAUCAACAAAGCCUUUUAGUGUAUUUAUUUGUCACUCUCCUCUGGCAGUAAGUCGUCCUGCAUCUCUUGGAGAAGAAACAGCAGGUUGAUAUAAGCAGACAUGUAUAUAAUAUAAUUUAUAACUAGAUUUAAAAAAAACAAAAACCAUUUAUUGGAGAUGGUAGAUUAUUGGGGGACUAUAAGGUUAGCGAUGGUUCUGACAUUCGCUAAUUUAUUUCAAUGCCAAAUAUGGAGCACAUGAAUCAUGUAUUAUGACUGUUUAUUUUAUUAUAAAAAUGGACGGCUAACUUUAUAUUGGAGUCAUGGUUUCCUAGACUAGAUGAGGAGCCAUAGAUUAAUGCGGGCAUCACCCUAGUAUGCCACAGGGUAGCACCAGUUAUGUCUUUGGGCAAAAUCCUGACACCGUGAUUUGUAGGGGAGGUGGUGGAUGCAGCUUUAAAUGGAGACUUCAAGCAUCAAACGUAGUGCAGCUUAUUGAAUAGAAGGGUAGAGAAGUAUUUGCCUGAGAUUUAUUUAUUUUUUUCUCUCUAACUCUCUCUGGCUUCAAACCUAUAUAACGUUAAACAUUAUUAUAGUUAGUGGUACUAAUCUCUGAUAUCACAGAUUUUCAAAAACGCAAAACUAGAAUUGAUUCAGACGGCAGUAGUUACCGUAAUUGGUAUUCUGAAUGCAAGACAGUCGAUUCUUACUUCCCUUUUUUAAAAUUCCCCUUAUUCAUCACAUUCCAUAGAAAACCUUAUUUUAUUAUUUUUGUUUAGAAAGCACUUAAAUACACUACUGCUCUGUGCAGUUACUUUUUAUUUGGAGGGGGUUAGUGUUGGUGGGGGCUCACUGUUCGAAUAGUCUUCAGGCCGUUGUACUGGUAUGUUCCACCAUCAAACCUGACCGCCUGUUUCAUCGCAUUUCCUUAAUUGAUGGAUUUGACCUGGGGUGCUGUGGCAGCAGUCAGGGUUAUAGUCAUGCGUGGGAGAUGCCUAAUCUAGAAUUAUUAUUUAAAAGAGAAUUUCAAGUGUUAGACUGAAACGGAGCUGUCUUGAAGAUGUUUUCUAGUUCAUAUACCGUGGCCUACAUUUUUAAAUUCACUUUGAAUUCCCAAUAGUUUCGCUUUUAGUGACUUAACGCGGUCAGGGAUUCUGUUUGAAGUGUUCUAGUAACCUCUCGUGAUUUGGAGAAGGAAGCAGAUUAAAAUAUCUGAUGGUGAAAUUACAGGAUUUUCCUUCUUCAAACAUCAGCAAACCAAUGGUGGUGAGGUCAGCUAUAAAAAUAGAAUUCUAGAUUUUACUGAAAACCCAUACCAACGCAAUGUGGGGUUAAAAUCUCCCAAAUAAGGACCAGCUCAAACAGUUGCUGGCAUUAACCCUUCCCGCACCCACGUGUCAUUACGAGACUGGUCAAGUUUUGUCCUCCUAGGUUGAGUGGCAGGAGAUAAUCUGUGGGGGUGUCAGAUCGACCUUUUAUGCCCCCGUCCUACACAGUGUCUUUUGAUCUUUCUAAAUUUUACUACCCUGACCCACUGCGAAGAUAAUUGAUUUAAACUGAUUUUUUUUUUUAAAUAAAUUCAAAUAUGUAAUGUAUAAAAAUGUAAAAUACUUUUUCUUUAUGCUAGAAUUGACCAUGUGUUUUGGAUCCUGCAAUUAUUUAUAUAUUACCCUCUUAGUUUAGAAAGGGCAUUGAUGUUUGUACUGCAAGAUUUUCAAGUUUGUCAGCGGAGAGUUCUUGCAUUAGACCGGUUUAUGAUGUUGAUUCAAUUUUUAUAUUCAGUUUGUCAAAUGUAUGCAAUUAGCAAUAUUUUUAUAAUUAAUCAUAUGUCCUUUUUAAAAAUUCAGCUUUUUGCUUUGAAUGGGAGAUGUGCAAAGUAACAUCAAUGAGAAAGUCCUUUUCUAAUCCUUUUUAUAAUCUGAUUUACCAGGGAUGUAGUGGAUCAAAUACUUUUUUUUGCUCUGUUUAAUGCCUUGUUAGGCAUUAAACUGACACAAUUUCAGUUAUUUCAGAUUAUUAAUUGAUAGCAUGCUUGCUAACGUUAAAAGCCACAUUAAAGCCACAAAAAUAGCUUGGAUACUUUUUUUAUUUUAUUUUUUUUAUUUUUAAAACCCUUCCUGGGCCAGGAUUAGGCACAUCCUUUUUUGUGUGGUCCCAAAGUUUUUCUCAAACCAAAAACCUCCAAAACGUUUUUAUUUUUUAAAGAUUUUUUUACUUUUAACCCCUUAAGGACACAACUUCUGGAAUUAAAGGGAAUCAUGACGGAAUAUUUCCGUCGUGUGUCCUUUAAGGGGUUAAUAUUCAUCAAAGUGUUUGGCAUGAGCACGCUCCUGCGUAAAUUCUGCAGUGAUGAAAUGUUGCAGUGUUUUCGUUUGACCAAAUCCCCCUUAAAGGACCACUAUAGGCACCCAGACCACUUCAGCUUAAUGAAGUGGUCUGGGUGCCUGGUCCAGCUAGGUUUAACCCUUUUUUCUAUAAACCUAGCAGUUUCAGAGAAACUGCUAUGUUUAUAUUGGGGUUAAUCCAGCCUCUAGUGGCUGUCUCGUUGACAGCCGCUAGAGGCGCUUGCGUGCUUCUCACUGUGAUUUUCACAGUGAGAAGACGCCAGUGUCCUUAGGAAAGCAUUGUGAAUGCUUUCCUAUGAGACUGGCUGAAUGUGCACGCGGCUCUUGCCGCGCAUGCACAUUCAGCCGAGGAGGCGGAGAGUCCCCCGUCCGGCGCUGGAGAAAGAAGUAAGUUUAACCCCCUUCCACCCCCUAUAGACCGGCGGGAGGGAGACCCUGAGGGUGGGGGCACCCUCAGGGAACUAUAGUGGUCCUUUAACCCCAGUACUGCAUACUUGCUCUGUACAAACAUUUGUACUGGUGACAGAAAUCAUUUUCUUAAUAUGAUGUCACAAGCUGAGGGGGUGGGCUAUGCAUGCAUCAAAAACCUCCACUCUUUCUUCAAAAUGAUUGAAAGCAGUUUGGCCAAAACAAAACAUGCACUCCUGGUACUAAAGUAAGCGUUGUGAUGUUUGCAAUGUCCCAUUGAGACAAUGAUUACAGUAACUUGUUAAUUUGUAACACACUGACUUGUUUCUUUCAUAAUAUUUUAUGUUUUGGUUUUUUGAAUCUAAUUUUUUUUUAACACUUAUGCAACGCUGUGGAAUAUGUUGACCUCUCCAUAAUAAAAGUAAAAUGUAAAGUGUAUAAUACACUGCAUUGCUGGCAUGUGUACAUUUUCAGUAAUCAGUCUAGUGUCUGUUACUAUAUUUGAAAUUGUACAAAGAGAAAACAAUGUUUGUACUAUAACAGCUUUGUAAUAUUGUAAUGUAAUGUAUAUCUUGCACCACUCUCCUCUAACCCAGCCCCUCAAAACUGUCAAUCAGGCAGAGGGAAUAUUCUGGCCGCCAGAUAUAACUACUGUCCAACUUGUGUAUGCGUAACUGAAAAUAUACCUUACUUGGAUAAUUUGAAAAUUUUCACAUAUUUGACUUAAAAUGUUAUCUUAACUUUAAAGGACCACUAUAGUGCCCUGAGGGUGCCCCCACCCUCAGGGUCCCCCUCCCGCUGGGUUCUGGGGGGAGGAAGGGGUUAAACUUACCUCUUUCUCCAGCGCCGGGCGGGGAGCUCUCAGCCUCCUCUCCUCCUCUUCGGCUGAAUGCGCAUGCGCGGCGCGCAUUCAGCCGGUCCAUAGGAAAGCAUUCACAAUGCUUUCCUAUGGACGCUGGCGUCUUCUCACUGAGACAGCCACUAUAGGCUGGAUUAACCCAUUUAUAAACAUAGCAGUUUCUCUGAAACUGCUAUGUUUAAAGAAAAAAGGGUUAAACCUAGCUGGACCAGGCACCCAGACCACCUCAUUAAGCUGAAGUGGUCUGGGUGCCUAUAGUGGUCCUUUAAAUUCCGUUAAUUCACACUACAGUAAAUUGCCCUGGAAAUCAUCAGCAGAAUCCUAAGGAGUCACAGCUUUCCUUUGAAGUUUGGGAACUGUAUCUUUGUGUAUAAAUGAAUGAAUCAGCUCAAUCAGCAUGUGUAUCUUAACAGAUGUCCUUGUCUCUGAUCCACAUCCCUCUUUCUAAUCCCGUGCUGUGUCCAUCUUCUCUGUAGGCUCAGAAUGAGUGUAGCUCAGAGCUGCACGGCAAUAAAUCUCCCAGUAAUGUGCUUUUCAAUAACUUGCCCUUGUUCCUUUUCAGUUACAUAAAAAAUUGGUUGAUCAUAAAGCCACCCAAAAAUUCCUGAAAUAGUUCUUCCACACAGCCACUUUCCUUCAAAUAGAAGUGUCCCUCUUUUGGCCGUUUGAAUUGUUGGAAGGUAUGAUUACGCAGACGAUGCACGGUCUGAGCAGUGUCCCUUGUGUUUUAAUCUUAAUUCACCCUUGGUACAAUUAAAUGAGGUGGGAUGUAGAAACCGUAUUCUAUAAUUAGAAUUCUAAAACUGAAGAGGAGUGAUUGAAAAAUAACACAAAUCAGAUGUUUACAAACAACACUUUGAUCUCCCAGUAGAGUCUUCCUCAGAUCUCAUGUUUUCAAUGCUGGCUUGAAGCAGCCCAUUCAUUAAAUGUCAGCACCUGUUUUGUUUUUUUUUUUUGUUUGUUUUUUCCUCUCAAGCUAAAUAGUUUGACUUUGUUUUGUAUUGUUUUGUCAGAGUACUCUGCAUACAUUAAUCCAAUUUAUAUUGCCUAUGAGAAAAAAUAAAUCUAUUCUGCAGACAUUAUAAAAUGUAACGCACCAUGAAAGCUUGCUUCUUUUAGAUCCCACCACCAUUAAGAUACUGCUUUAUCUUGCAGUGCCAAUAAUUAACCCCGUGUGAUCUUCACGACUGUUUCUCUUCCCUUCCCUGUCACUGCUGGGUAGGCUUCAGGAAAACAGACUAUAAAGGGGUCAUUGUCCUCCCAAACAAUGCACAAUUGUGUGCGUGGGGGGGAGGGGGUGCUCUCCGUAAUAAGGGGGUGAAGGAAUUGGGAGUACAUGGGUAAGGGAAAUAGGUCAGUUGGAGCAUUAUUGCGUGUGUAGGGCAGCGAAGACUAACCUUGAAACCCCAGAAUUUAUGAGCUAUGAUGCUCAGUCACCCUUAAUCGCUGUGGGGGAGGGGGUUUGUUCUGUCCUCUAAAGAAGAUAGAAAAAUGCAAUACUUCUAGGGAUUCUGGUACCUUUAUGGAGUUAGUGUAGUGGUUGUAAGUUGAAUGGGUUUCUGCCCAUUGCAAGAAAUGCCUACUCUGGAGCUCCAGGUUGAACCGUAUGGAUGCGCAAGAAUGAUUAGCUUUGAAUGGAUCUUUGAGCGCAUACUUUCCAAAUUUCUGCAGUUAGUAACUCUCCCCGGUGGUUAAAAGUAUCUAAAGUAAUAACAUUGUAAAUCGUGAUUUAAUGCUUCACUGGUAUAACCUGGCAGAAGGUGUGCCUAAAGCGUGUCAGCCUGGCAAACGGCUUUACCAAACAAGUAACCGACAAUGCCAAAAAUGGACUCAUUCUCAUUCUCUCAAAGUGAGACUGGAAUCCUGAAUACGGACUGUCCUACAAGAUCCAGGACUGUUGACAGAUUUAGUGUGUGCAACUAGCCAGGGGAAAACAUACACACAUCCAAUAAAGCAAUCCGUAAUUUUACGUAACAACGGCAGAUAUUGGUCCACAGAACAAAUACCCAGUGCUGGUAUACUCCUACUGUGUUUUGAUUUAUUCGUACACACUUCUGCAAAAGUCAUGUAAACUUAUAGAUAUAGAUAAGAAAUAACAUGUCGGCCCAUUGUGAUAAGCAACAUGCAAUACAUUCGUGAAUUCCUUCACUGGAGGAUUCUUCCAUGACUCUGCUACCAUUUCCGUAACGCAGCAUUUUAUAACUGUUUGAUUACUUUUAGGGUUACAAACUCUUGUUCAACUGUGAAUAGUGAGUUAGUCACUCUAUUUGUUAGUCUGUGAUUGGCUGAAGAUAAUAGGAUAGCUUUUUAUGUGUACCCGGUCUAGUAAAGGGCAUUUGCCAAGUACAGCGUCUCUGGUUAAGUAUGCUGAUCGUACUACGUGCCUCUCUGAUUAAAGAUAUUGUUCCAAGUGACUGUGAACACUUGGGCCAUGUUGCCAAAGUUGCUCUCCUUUCUAUUGUACUGUUAAAUGCUCCUUUUUUGUGUGUAUGCAAAUGGCUAAUUGCUUCCUCUUACUUCUCAAAUGUUUUUUUUUUUAUUGGGUUUAUGAUGCACUCAUUGUACAUGAUCGUGAAGUAUGUAGGAGCUCUAUAAAUAGUAACUACCUCCAAUAGUUGUUCUUUGCUUGUAAUAUGAUAACAAAAGGAAUAUUUGUGCAGCAAGAUACUGAAAUACGGCUAGUGUUUCAAACAUUAACGAGACACUAUAGUCACCAAAACAACUUUAGCUUGGUGUAUAGAACAUGCCCCUGCAGUCUCACUGCUCAAUUCCCUGUCAUUUAGGCGUUAAAACACUUUGUUUAUACAGCCCUAGUCACACCUCCCUGCAGGUGACUUACACAUCCUUUCUAAACACUUCCUGUAAAGAGUCAUCUUAUGUUUACACUUUUUUUUAUUUGAAAUAUUGUUUAGCUUAGAAUGUCUUGUCUCCUGCUCUGUUACAGAGCAGGAGAUAAAAACCUUCAAAGUAAGUUACAUCUGAUCGAAAGUGAAACCAUUUUUUUUUUCAUGCAGCCUGUGUCAGUCACAGCCAGGGAGGUGUGGCUAGGGCUGCAUAAACCGAAACCAAAGUGAUUUAACUCCUAAAUGACAGUGAAUUGAGCAGUGAAACUUCAGAGACAUGAUCUAUACACUAAAUCUGGCUUAUUAAGCAAAAGUUGUUCUGGUCGCUAAAGUUGUCCCUUUAAACAAAUGAUCAUCCUGCGUCUAGGUGCAGUACUUUCCCUAAAUUAUUUGCGUUAUUUACUAAAGUGUGAAUUUCAAAUUAUAGGCCAAAAUAGCAGUGGAGGCCUAAAUGGAGGCUAAAUGUUGAAUUAAUUUGGAAUUCCUGACAAUUCACACUAUGGUGAACAACCGGGUAUGGUAGUUUGAAGUUCAGUUUUUAAGUGUUUAUUACUGAUGUUGCACUGAUCACUAACCAUCUUGUGUGUAAACUACAAUUCCCAAGAUGUCAGUUUAAGGUUGGCUAAGCAUCCAGGGAAAUUUUAGUCCAAUACAGACAAUAGCUCUGACGUUCUACCUGCUUGGCUAACAAACAGAAGCAAUGUCUGCUGAGCUUUAUCUUUCUGUUUUUAAUCUCGCACAGCUUUUUUGGGGUCUCGUUUCUGGCUAAUUGUUUGUAUCACCGUGCUCUGCAGUGAGUUACAUUGCUCACAGAUGUUAUCACGGGGAUCUGCCUUUAACCACAGGGCAGGGUAUGUCUGAAUACAAUGAAAUGUACUGUCUGUGUUGCCCUCUUAGAUCAUGGCAGCUCUGGUUUUAAUUGAACUUUUCCGGUUUAUUGUUUUGAUAGCUGGACUGGCAUAUAAGGGUUAGCAGUUGGUCAUGCACAUGUAAUCCCAGUGUUACGUUACCUUUAACAAUGACAAUGGUGUUAAUGUCUAAAGCAAGGUUACGUAACAAUUUUUAUAAUUGUUCUGCAGUUUUAACACCCUCUCAAAAGAGUUUAAUAGCCACUUGCUUUCUUAUUUCUUAUUGACCGGUCCCUCUGUAGCUAUCAUAUUAGUCUGAUUAGAAAAUAUAUAAAUGCAAAGCAGUUUGCCCAAGAAUUGGGAUGAGGAAACGAGGCAAAACGUAUGCUUACCAAUAAUGGGGUUUUAUUUGUUUAACCCCUUAUAGUUAUUGACUUAUGUGGAGCUGUAGCUAAACUGCGAGGAACUCCGUGUAAAAACUCUGGGAGGUUUUAUUUGCUAAAUUGUAGGCUAACGAGUGGAUUCAGAAACACUUUCCAAUUACGCUACACUCGGCUUGGAUCUUUUAUUUAUUUUUUUUGUCUAAUUUUUCAUUAGUUUGCAGUUCACUGCAAUUCACAGUUUAGUGAAAAACAAAGCGGUCUUUAGUUUAGAAGCUGUCACCUAUUAAUGAUUGAUGGCGCAGGAAAUGCAUGAUCUGUAUAAAUGUAAACUAAAUGACCUGACGUAGCGAUGAGCUAAGCGUACAUCUGGUACAGCGUGAUCGCGGACUGCUGUCUGCCCUUGACCGAUUUCUGUCUCUGAUGAAUGUCUUUUUAUUAAAUUUACCACCGUAAUAAAAUCAGUAAUAUGGUUGUCUUAUCUUUUGUCUGUCCAUGCUGCUAUAGUGACCGUUUGUAUCUUUGGUGUUUGAUGCAACACUUUACAGAUCUAUGGUUGGGGGAGUGGGUGGGGGGGAAGUAUUCAUGAAUGUGUCUAGAUGUUGUAUAAGCAACACCUUUGUAAUAUUGGGGUUUGUACACCUCUAUUUCAUACAGAGCAAUCCAGGGGUAAUACGGAGCAAUUCAUAGUCCCAUUCCAUUGGUUACAAUAAUAAUUGCUUCCUGGGAUCUUUCCCCAAAAUUUCAAUAACAGAUCUCAAUUGGAGUAUAGGGAAUCAAGAUGGUCCAAUUUAUGGUUUGUAUUGCUUUAAUUGGUGUGUUUAACAAUAUCUUCCAAGUGUCCCUUAUUUGAAAGGCAGUCCCUAUUUUUGGGCCAUAUCCUUCUGUCCUAAUGUGUCUUUUUUUUUUUUUUUUUAUUGUUGGAGCUCCACAGCAAUAAUAAUCUAGUAAUAUAUCUUUAAACUGCAAUAAAUGUAUUUAGAAAUCAGCCUGUGUAAAUAAGAUACAUUGUUUUUUGUUAUAAAUUACUUUUUUUUUUUGUAAGCUGGGAAAGACAUCUAUACGUUUCUGUGUAAUAUAGGGAGAAUUCAAAAAUACUAAAUCAUGCAAUCACCAUGGAAAAAAAAUAGUAUUUUAAGGAACAGUACUUGAUUACUCCAUGCUCUGUCCUAAUUUUCUUAAAGUGAAAGAUUUAUUACCCCCCCUACAUACACACACUUUGUUUUAAUCUGCAGAUUGUACACAACUAAUCUUAUUUUUAAUUGUUUCCAGGGUUACUAUGCAGUUCUGAGUGUUCCUGUGGACGCAAUCACUUUACCUGUGCCGUCAGUGCCUUCGGAGAGUGUACGUGUAUCCCAGCGCAGUGGCAGUGUGACGGAGACAAUGACUGUGGAGAUCACAGCGACGAAGAUGGUUGCAGUAAGUUACCCCACACAUGCGUCAAACUGUGUAGUUCAUUCAUAUAAAUACAAGGGGGAUGUGUUUCAUGGCGCCUGUAGGCUUUGCCUGGUUGUGUAGUGAGAACACGUUACUGACUGUUACAAAUACAUGUGAUUUUAUAAUGGGCAUAUCUGUGCAAAGGUUUCAGGUGUACAAAGUGUGCAUGUGUCAGUAUAUGUGUUUUACUGAAUGACCUGAUCUGUAUUGAUGUGGACUAUACAAUAUAUCUUUGUUUUUCAUUUAUUUAUUUUUUUUAGUGUUGCCUACCUGUUCCCCACUGGAUUUUCACUGCGAUAACGGAAAAUGUAUCCGUCGUUCGUGGGUGUGCGAUGGUGACAAUGAUUGCGAAGAUGACUCUGACGAACAGGACUGCCGUAAGUUUGGUAUCCUGGGUGGGUCUUUUAUGCCACAGGAUAAAUGCUGAUUCGGGUUACUACCACCCCUCGACCCAGGGAAAGCUGCUUUUUGAUUUUGGUUACACGUGCUCUUUUUACAGCGCCACGAGAAUGUGAGGAAGACGAAUUCUCAUGUCAAAAUGGUUACUGUAUCCGCAGCCUGUGGCACUGUGACGGGGACAAUGACUGUGGUGAUAACAGUGACGAGCAGUGUGGUGAGUUACUUUCAUUCAUUAUAACAGCCUGCAUGUAAUAAUGCCAACAUGCUGUUAGCACCGUCCCUAUCGUUUUAAUCGCUAAACCCAAUCCAAGCCGAUUAUUCUAACUUUUCGAUCUGUGUCCUCUCUGCAGUGUUUUUCUCUAACACCUGAAGGGGCAUUGUACUCGUGUGAUGGGUAUAGGCUAGUUAUGCCAUUUUUUAAUUUUUUUUUUGCCCUCAACCUUCAGGUUUUUAGCAUUCAUUAAUUUUGCCUUCUUAGACGACCCUUCAUGCGCAGUCUUCCCAUCGUACCUAGUUUCCAGAAGUUACACUAUUACAAAGUAAUCGAUGUUGAAGACUCCGGUCUGUCAAAUUCAAUAUUCCACACAUCUGUUCACGCUGUUAAUCUCAAAGAAAGCAAAAUACCCCAACUGUUAAGAGAUUUCUAAGUGUGCUGCAAAAAAGGGGGAAAAUUCUUCCUGAUUCCAUGACGGAUAUAUAUAUAUAUAUAUCUAUCUAUCUAUCUCAUCCACAAACUCUUCCCACUCAUAUUCAGUAUUAUAUCGUGUUCUGUUUUUUUUGGGUUUUUUUUAAAGCAGCCAGAGCUUUUUAGUACUUACAAGUACUACUGCACAGGAGUUUAAUUUUGGGGAAUUUGGAGCUCCGCUUUCAGGUUUAUGACCGGUAAUGGACAAACUACAACUCCCAUAAACCACUGUUAACGAGAUUCUCUACAGCUACACAUUAUAAUAAGCUUCAGUCAUUUCCUGGUUUGGUGAAAAUCCUGCACAGCCUGGAAUUUUACAGAGAUAAAAUAUAUAUAAAAGGUUUAUAUAUAUAUAUAUAUUGUUUUUAAUUAAUUUUAUACUUAUUGGUUUUUGGUAUUUAUGCACUCCCUAUGUAAUGCGUGAAAAUGAAUGUGUCAAAUACAGCAUUGUCUUAAAGGAUUUAUUCACUAAAACAUGAAUUAUGGUAAACUGAAAGUGGGAAGAACUCUGCGUAAAAUAAUCCAGACAAGACAGAGUGCUUAAUCACAAACCAAAUAUCUCACUAUAAAUAAAAAGGCGCUAAAAUUGCACCAUAUAGUAUUUAUAAAACUAAUAAUAAGUGUGGUAACUUGUUUUAUGCAUUUGUAAGAUGGUCACACUGCGAAUAUGGCUGUAUUGGAGAAUACCCUCCAAGUCCUCAACUUUGCCUGUAUUUUGCAGUUUGAUUUCCAACGCUCUGUAUUCACAUUUUGUGAAUUAACAAUCGGAGCAGUGAUUAUUAAGAUGUAUGUGAACUAAAGGUUGAUUCCGCAUUAUGGGAUAUGCAGUCCAUAAAACACUGCUGUUCCAAUGCUAUUUAUACUCUUAAUUUAUUUCGGUUGUGAUGGUUUUAAACUAGUUUGUAUCUACUUUAGAGACACUGAAUGCACCCAGACCAUGUCAUCUGUGUGCAGCUCUUCCUGUCUUAUGUAAAACCUUAGAAAAGAACAAGUUACCUGCGCUCUCUCCUUAAUCCCUAUGUAUAUUUAGACAAAUGGAGGUCAUUUAGUUGCUCCAAUGGCCAUUGGAGGGAAUGCCCGCCUGCCAACGUCAAGGCAAACCCCCCCUGAAACGGGUCCUACACUGACCCUUCAGCCUGCUUCCUUGAGCUUCUGGCAGAGAUAUCUCUAAUGAGACAGAGAGGGGUAUCUUUUUAUAUACACCCCUAUAUAUUGAUUAACCCUUAAUAUGGAACACAUGGGAUGGGCGGCAGCAUUUUAACACACCUGUGUGAUACAAAGUAAACACAAAUAUAAAAAGAUAAGUCCUGCGCUCACUCCCAUCACUACUGGGCUGGCAGCAAUGACUACAGUACACAUAAGCCCCAAUACAUAGUAAAAACCAAAGAAAAGAAAGUUACCUGCUUUAGGGGGGUCUGCCUUGACGUUGGCAGGCGGGCUUUGCCUCCAAUGGCCAUUGGAGCAACUAAAUGACCUCCAUUUGUCUAAAUAUACAUAGGUAUUAAGGAGAGAGCGCAGGUAACUUUUCUUUUCUUUGGUUUUUACUAUAUAUUGGGGCUGAUGUGUACUGUAGUCAUUGCUGCCGGCCCAGUAGUGAUGGGAGUGAGCGCAGGACUUAUCUUUUUGUAUUCUGUAAAACCUUGCCAUUCUGUAGGAAAUGACAGGAACAUGGCGACUAGAGGCAUUUUCAUGGUUAUAAUAGAGUUGGAACUCCAUUAUAGAUCAGUUUGAUUGGCAUGUGGCGUUUUGCUGUGCAUGCGCGAUAGUCUCCCAAUGCUACCCUGUGGGUAAGCGUUGGAUUGGCUGAGAUUGUCAACACAGAGACGGAAUAAGGAGAGCAGCUACACGUCAAGGGUUGAAAGGAAGCACGGAAAAGUUGGGCUGUGAAGAGUAUGAGAAAAAGUAAAACGUUUUUGUGAGCAGCUGUCACUUUGAUCAAAUAUAAAAACUUUUGAUAGUGAAGAUUUGAAUAAUUAAUGCUCAUGUCUUCUUGUUUCAUAUAUUUCGGAACUCCCCAGACAUGAGGAAAUGUUCAGAGAAAGAGUUUGGCUGCGCUGAUGGGAGUUGCAUUGCGGAGCACUGGUUCUGUGAUGGAGAUACGGACUGCAAGGACGGUUCUGAUGAGGAGUCCUGCCGUGAGUAAACCUACUAACUCGUAAUACAGAGUCUUAUCUGAGAUUGGAGCACAGAGAGUGGCUUUCAGUAAACACUCUGACGUCUGCUCUCCUCUUUCAGCAUUAGAGGUGUAGAGAGAUGACCAGUAGCCAUAGGUUUUUGGGGAGCAGCACAUUGUGGCCGCUAUAGGGAUUUGAAAUAAGGAAACAUAAUAAUAACCAGAGGUGUACCUAGAGCAUUUGGCACCCAGGGCGGGUCCUAUUUUUGGCACUCCCCCUCCACCUCCAACGUUAAAAUGUAAAAAACAACCACAAAAUUUAUUUAGCACUAAGCAGUGUUUAGGCUUUUAAAUGUAAGCAUGUUUUUGUAUGGAGUAUGUUUGAGUGAAUGUAGGAUGUGUGUCUGUAUGUUGUGUUGGCGUUUGAAUGCAGGCAUGCAUUUUUAUGUAGUGUGGUUUUUGAAGGCAGUGGUGUGGUUAUAUAUAAUGGUGGAGUUUGUAUGUAGUGUUGAUGUUGAAAUGUAGGGGUGUAUUUGUGUGUAGUGUUGGCGAGAUUCUGAGAUGUAUGCACAUAUACACAUACACACACCUAAAUACACCCUGACACACGUGCAGAUACAUAGACACAUAGUCACACACAGAUACAGACACACAUGGAGACACAGUGGCGACUCUAGGAACAAUAUAUACGGGGUGGGCACAUAAGAUACCACAAUCCAAACUGGGCACUAAAACUUUUCACUAGGGGAUGGGGUAAUGUGCUGCCAUUGGCUGCCUGAUGCCAGCAUGCAGUGCACAUUGGCAUCAGUCAACAAAUUUGCAUAUAAUUCACAUUAGCCACCCUGAUUUUCUUGUUCGUGGGCUAGCUGAUACCUCUUAACGUCGAUCUUUGUUUAGUAGAUAACGCCCUUAUUUGUUAUCCUUAUGUGGGAUUGCAAUAUUUAAGGACACCAAAUAUGGGAGCUAUGUACCAAACACAUACACAUUUAUAUACACACACAAUAACACAAUAGGUGUGUGUGUAUGUGUGUGUUGUACCCAGCCUCCCUACUUUGCUCUGGGAGGGCUGGAGUGGAUCCUCAGUCCCUGGUAGUCAGUGGUUGCUGCUGGUAUCUCUGUGCUCUUCAUACACACGUCCCUUGCACAUCCUGUAAUAUGACGCCGAUGCUUGGAGGAUGAUAUGUGCCGACUCCCUGCAGGGCGAAGACAGUCAGAUACAGUCAGAUGUACACAGUUACACACAUAUACUGUCAAAUACAGCCACAUGCACACCGUACCAAACACAUAGUCACGUGCACACUGUCAAACGCACAGCUGCAGGUAUACCGUAACACACAGUUACAGGCAGACAGUCACACACACACAAUUACAGGCAGACUGUAACAUAGUUACAGGCAGCACAUAGUCACACACACUCUGUGUCACAGGCAGACAGUCACACGCAGUGUCACAGGCAGACGGUCAUAGAUGCAUUCACUUUCUCUCACUUACUGGUGGAGGAGUGGAGUCAGUGAGUCCCUGGUGUGUUGGAGUUGGGGAAGCAGGGACUCCUUCCUGGUUCCCCUCAGUGUGCUGCAGUGAUAGGCAGCAAAUGGAGGCUGGCUGUAGCUCCGCCCUGCAUCUGGUUUGGCUCCGCCUCUACAGCCGAGUUGGCUCUGCCCCCAAUUCUCUGUGCAGUACUUCUGUACUGCUGAAUUCCCAGCCCCUGCGUGUGUGAGCUGUGUGGCUCCUGGCGCCCUGUGCAGCCACACAGCUCACAGAGUCACAAGCCUGGCCAGCCCUGGAGGCCCCCCCCCCUAACUGGUGGCACCCGGGGUGGACCGCCCCCCCACCCCCCCUUUAGUACGCCACUGAUAAUAACUAGUAUUUAUAUAGUGCCUUUCUCCCAGUGGGACUCAAAAUGCUUUUCAGCACACGCUCUCGGAAUUAACUAAAUUGGCAGCUGAAUAGUAAUAGUUGUCGCCGCCGCCGCCGCCCAAUUGAUGGUACUCCUUUUAUCGACCUCAGAAGGAUGAAGGGCUGACUUCCGGGAUUAGAACCUGUGAACUUUUGGACAGGCUUUGUAGUCAGGGCAUUUACCAACUUGUAGAUUGGUUUUUCAAGUUGAUUACGUUUACCUUAAAUGUGAAAUUUACUUUGAAUUUCCGAUAAUUCUCACUUUAGUAAAUGACCUGCCUUUCUUACCCAUCGUAGCCUCUGAUGUCCCAGCCCCGAGCUGCAGUGUGGAGGAGUUCCAGUGUGCUUACGGUCGCUGCAUUCUAGACAUUUACCACUGCGAUGGUGACGAUGAUUGCGGAGACUGGUCUGAUGAGUCCGAUUGCUGUAAGUACAAUUAUCACCCCUGUUCUGAGGCUCUGAUUUAAUGAGCUUUGCAAUCUCUCCUGCUUGUGACACUCUUUCUGGUAUGCUCUUUUCCCUAUCCGUAACCAAACUAUAUCGUAGCAUUACUCUCUCUUACUUUUAUUUACCUGUGCCUCACUCACCUUUGCCUCUUCUGGUUCCUCCACUUGCUUUAAUUUAGCCUCCCACCAACCCUGCCGUUCAGGAGAAUUCAUGUGCAACAGUGGCCUGUGUAUUAAUUCCGGCUGGCGCUGCGAUGGAGACUCCGACUGCGAUGACCAAUCAGACGAGAGAAAUUGCAGUGAGUGCCAUCGACAGAGGACUUUUCUGGGGUUAAAUUCUAAGCAUUUCUAAUUCACUCCAUUUUUAGAACGUUGCACUGGAAUUGCUAUAUAUAACAAACCCUUAUCAUCAAUCCUUCCCAACGCGCCUAUUAUAAUGCAAGGGCUUGUAUUUAGAUAGUUUAUGUUGAAUAAUCAUUAAUUUAGAAACCAUAUAAGAUGUAUUAAACCUACAUUUGCUGUAAAUACAUAUUAUGCUCCGGUAAUUCCAGGGUAGUGAUGUCUAAAUCUUAUCACUCCAGCGGUUUUUGAUUAACACCACCUUUGAUGCAGGUUGGCCUAACUUUAUGGAAAACUUUAAUGACUGGGGUUCUAGACUGUGCAGAUGAGCUUCUGGCUAGGCAAAGCUUUUAAUAACAAACUUAAAAUUCGAGUAGUAGCCAAAACACCUUGUAGCCUUUUAUGCUUUUGACAUGACCAGUUCCAUCUCGGAUCCUUUUUUAAGGGCUGUGUGCAGAACAAGUUACACUCAGACAUACGUAUUCACAGUUUCUGCCCGGUAAUUGAAUUGCCUUUACUUGCUUCUAACUCCUAUAAAGGAAAUAUUAGCCUAAUGUGAGGUCAUCUUGUGUUUUGUGUUCCUAGCAACCUCUGCCUGUAACUCAGACCAGUUCCGCUGCGCAUCGGGGCGCUGUGUACGACUGUCGUGGAGAUGCGAUGGGGAGGAUGACUGUUCAGAUAACAGUGACGAGAUGGGCUGUGAAAAAACCGGUGAGUGGUGAGAUGGUGUCAGAGUGUGUCAAGUGUCUGAUAGUCUGAGUGCAGGAGAGGAAACCUGAUGGGAGACAUUGAAUCGAAAUUUCAAUAGUUUAACAAUAAUUUUCACUAUCCUCUAUAAGACAAUAGAUGAAAAGUCGGGAAAUUCACAAUCUAUUGAACUGACGCCUGAUUGUGUAUAAUGACUGGGUGCGUCACGAUAUACCCCAUUGGUUACUGCCAGUCCUUGUCUCCGGUGGUUUAAUAUAUUGUGUCUGUGAAAGCCAUUACCUUUCCCUACAUGUCGCACCCUGCAGGUACCCCCCAGUGCGCUCCGGAUCAGUUUCAGUGCAGCAACGGACGUUGUAUUGGGCAAAGGAAGCUCUGUAAUGGAGUUAAUGACUGUGGGGACAGCAGUGAUGAAAGCCCGCAUCAAAACUGCAGUGAGUGUCACCGUCUCUGUGUGCCCGAAAAACUGAAUGUGGACACAGUUGGAGAUCCAUAAAUGAAAUCUUUCUUUCUCUCCGUCCUUCUUUGUUUCUCUGUACAGCGUAUUCAUCAACCUGUCUCCAGCUAUUUACUUCUAAAACUCUAUGGAAUAAUUUAGGAUGUGGAUGGUUGUUUAUUUUUUUUAUUUUAGUUUUUUUUUCGUUUAACCAAAAAGAGAAAAUUGCUGGAUUGGAAAAAUUCUCAGUCAGCAAUGGUUUUUAUUUUGUCUUCUUUAGCCAAAAUUUUAAACUCUGCUUAGAAUUUCUGAGAAUUCACAUAUCCUUUUUUUUUUUUUUUUUUUUUAAGGGUGUUACUCUGCAAUCUUGCAGCCACAGCUAGAUAUUCUGAGAAUCUUUGAUUUAUUUAUUUUUUUCCUAUACAAAAUAUAACUAUUUUAAAGUACAAAUGCCGCUACUAACAUUUAGGAACAUUCUAAGAGCUAGAGUCACAGCUUGGAUAUUUUAACCUACAUUUUUAAAGUCCGAUGUCAAUAUGCUAGAAUUCAGAGUUUCGGCAACAUAUUUAGUUUUAUGGCUACAUCUAAAAACCUUUUCUUUUAAAGUUUGUUUUCUUGUUGAUAAGAGCAGGUGAUUAAUAGUUCACAACUCUAACUGUGUAAAACGUUAUUUUAAUCUGGGAAAGGAAACCGUAUGUGCAUGACCUUUCAUUUCAUUUUCUUUUCUUUUCAUUUUUUAUUUUUUUUUCUGUCCCAUAUAGGACCUCGCACAGGAGAAGAGAAUUGUAAUCACCAGAAUGGGGGAUGUGCACAGAAGUGUCAGACUGUGCGUGGAUUGGUGCAAUGCACAUGUCAGACGGGAUACAGGUUAAUGGAGGAUGGGCGAUCUUGCCAGGGUGAGCGGCUCCAAGAUGCCAAUCUUUCAAACAUCUGGAGUUGUGUUCUAGAGCAUCAGUUCGCAUACCAGCCCUAAUUCCCUUCCAGCAGUUCUGGAUUUUAGACAUUUAUCAAUUUUGCUUCUCUUUGGAGAUUAUUAAAAUCUGAUAAGGAUGCUUAUCGAAUAAGUAGAAUAAAUACCUCUGCAACGCAAGGAUCAUUUUUGUAUUUUUUUUUUUUUUAAAUUACUCAAUUAAAAGGUGACAUUUUUUGGUUUUGACCCUUUUUUUUGGUUCAGAAGUUGUCGGCUCUACCUUUGAUGCCAAGUUAAGAAGUUGCUGAAAACUGACCCCAAUGUUGUAGAGUUGUUUAUUCUGCUUACUGGAAGUAUGGAACCGCGAGAUGGCCCCCAAUUUAGCACACAUGGAGCUGUAAUGAGUGCCUAUUCCCACAGUUAGUUAUUACCAGGUAGUUCAUGAAAUAUCACAAUAACCCUUUAACUUUGAAUUCCAUGCUAUUAUGAGCUGUGUGUGCCAAACACUCAGUACCGUGACCUCUUCUGAAGUGGAUGAAGAGUUUUACUCUAUUUUGGGAAGACGUGCUUACUGGAGAUGAAUUGUCAGACUCUCAUUCUGUUUUCCUAGAUGUGAAUGAGUGUGCGGAGGAAGGCUACUGUAGCCAGGGAUGCAGUAAUUCCGAAGGAGGCUUCCAGUGUUGGUGUGAAGCAGGAUACCAACUCCGACCAGAUAAACGCAGCUGCAAAGCACUCGGUAAAAAUAAACCGCAAGAAAUGUUUGCUGUCCCUUGUGUGUAAAUCGUGACGUUUUAGGAGGAAUUGAUGAACAGUGACUUGCUUGGUGACAAUUCAAUUGCAGUACGUCCACUUAAAAAGAGAACAUUAGGGAAACUUUAUAUGUGUAAAGGCUACGGGAAAGGCCUGUUUGUAAUUGUAAAUCUCCUAGAAAUGUGCGUUGUAAAACGGUGAUUGCCGUUAACACUUCGUCUCUCAGACCAAGAUUUGAAAUAUCGUGCAAUUUGUGAUUGGCUGAAAACACAGGCAGGGUGAUUUACUUAUUACUGAAUUGUAAAGAAUUUAAAUUCGAAGUCACGUUUAACGCUAAAAUAGUUGGUUUAUUAUUAUGAUUGAUAUUUAUAGAGCGCCAACAUUUGCAGUGCUUUACAAUCUUGUGAAAGGGGGGGAAAUUUAACAAUAAAUGAGACAAUUACAAAAUGAUACAGGAACAAUAGUUUAUGACCGCUCUCUGGCUUACUCUAGUCUCAGCUUGGCUAGAUAACCUUCGAUGUCGUCAGUAAGAUAUAUUCCAUUCAGAGUUUAAAGGAGCCUUUUAGAACGAUUUGACUUCUUGCCUGUUGUCCGCUCCCUGAGUCCACUACUUCCUAUUAAGUCCUGAAAUAUAGGGCUGGCUCAUUGGCUGUGAGUUUCAACUGAUGGCUGUCAGCCAAUGAGCUAAGUCCUGCACUGCUGGUCUUGGCUCAGAUAGAGCUUUCAUCUCCGCACAGGAGGUAGUGGAGGUGGGAGCGGCGUCCUCCAUGAUUAAUGAACGUCCAUCCUGCACCAUAUGAAUUCCACACAGUGCUGGGCAGAACUUGUCACUUACAAUCUAUCCUCUUUUAGAAAUGAUGGGAGUGUAGGGAACAUGGUGUAUUUGGGAGAACUAACUGUGUGUAACCUUAAAACAUAACAAGCAUGUCACGUAAUUCUGCCACAUGUAUAAAUCAUAUAUAAAAUAUCUACUUGUUCAUAUCAAUCAUAGCUAGCGCUCUGUCUAGCUCUGUCGCCCUCUCUGUCUAGCUCUGUCGCCCUCUCUGUCUAGCUCUGUCGCCCUCUCUGUCUAGCUCUGUCGCCCUCUCUGUCUAGCUCUGUCGCCCUCUCUGUCUAGCUCUGUCGCCCUCUCUGUCUAGCUCUGUCGCCCUCUCUAUCUCUCGCUAUCUAUAUGUUUAUAUAGGAUGAUCCUGUCAUUCUCCUGCUCGUAAUAUUUUAAUGUAAAACAGGGCCGUUUCCACCUGAACAGGCCCAGAUAGAGAACAGAAUAAUAGAAAAUGUGCUAGAAAGAGAGCAGUGUGGGUGCUACAUGAAUUACUGUAAAGAGGUCAAAGUUCUGAAAGAGAAAUGAGCCACAGUCUGUUAAUAAAGCAGGAGAGCGACGGUAAGGGAGGGAGAUGGCGAGUUUAAAGUGUUUGUGUUUCUUUUGUAUUAGUCUCUAGUGGAGAUGAGGUUUGUUUUGGCUCUCACAAUGAAUGAUGAUUGAUGGCUGUUCGCUUUGGUGACCCCUGGUCACAUCCUUGUGUCCUCUGAACGUCAGCCAAUUCUUAGUAUUGCGCAAGGGAAGAGAUGAUGAUUAAAGUCUGCAUAGUUGUAAGACACACAAUACAUUAAUAGCCAUAAAGACUUCAUUAAGAUUAUAAAAUACUUAUUUGUUUGCAAUUUCCAAAGUUUCGGCGACUGUUUACUCAAUUUAAUUUUAAUAUUUUGAUGGUCUCUAGGGCCAGAGCCAGUUCUACUUUUUGCAAACCGGAUAGAUAUACGGCAGGUCCUGCCACACCGUUCGGAGUAUACGCUUCUUCUGAAUAACCUGGAGAAUGCCAUCGCUUUGGAUUUCCACCACAGCCGUGAGCUUGUCUUCUGGUCAGAUGUUACCCUUGACCGAAUCAUGAGAGCUAACCUCAAUGGAAGCAAUGUUGAAGAGUUGGUAUCUACAGGUCUCGAGAGUCCAGGUUAGUGAAAUACAAAUGGGUGGUACUGACCAAAAUAAAGCCAAGGUAGGGAAUAGGUUUUAAAGAUGACCAUAGUUUUACUAGAGGUUCAGGACCAAAGUGGACAGUCUGUGGUUUUGUAGCUGUUGAUGGAACAUUUAGAUUUUACUUUAUUUAUUUUAUUUGACAUUUUCCUGUGAUCAGAGGUGUAGCUAGAAAUGUAAAGUUUGUAUAGUGUUUUUUUUAAAUGGAUAAAGUAAUGGUUAAAAAAAAUCCUUUAAUUUGAUAUGAAAUUAAAAAAAAAAAAAAAAGUGUACUGGACCUACUGUUCUAUAACUGCUUGACCUUCAAACAUGAAUAAAACAUUGAAUUAAAUGACUCAUCAUUUAUGGAUUCCUGGAUAACACAUUUCCCCCCCAAAAUGUUUACGGUUGCUGAUCAUUUAUUUUUUUUUGUCAGGGGGUCUCGCCAUUGACUGGAUUCAUGACAAAUUGUUCUGGACAGAUUCUGGCACUUCUCGAAUCGAAGUUUCCAAUCUGAAUGGGUCGCAUCGUAAGGUUCUUCUGUGGAACAACUUGGAAAAACCCAGAGCCAUUGCUUUGCAUCCCAUGGAGGGGUAAGUGCUAGAGAUAUAAAGUUUACACCUGGUUUUAAUUGGUUAAUCAGGGGUGUCCCACAUUGGCUAGAUUCGUAAACCUGGCCCCUUGACACCCUGGACCUGCUGGGGAGAGAGGAGGGACUGUGGCAAAUCUGUUUAGUUUUUAUGUCAGUAAAGAUGAUCGUUUUUGAAAUAUGUCUCUAACUUUUUUUUUUUUUUUCAUCCAAAUCCUAUUGUUCUUCUGUGUCAUUUAAAUUGUGGAAUAUAUAUAAUAUUGUGACGGUAGUGAACUGUAUCACCGUCAAGCAUUCCCUUCUUCCCACAAAAGAAAAUCACCAAGUAAUCCACAGGAAUAUCGCUGGUAUCGCCAAAUAAUCCACACAUGAGCCAAAGCUUAAUGCUGGAACAAGACUCCUUUUUAAUGACACACACUCUGCUUUUAUGCAAGUCCCCAUGCAAGGGGACAUCCCACAAGGUGGGACACAGUACAACCAAUCAUUUACAGGAAAACCGUAAAACACACCCAGCCCCAACAUACAAUCCCUCCCCUCUGCCUGUGAUAUAAUUACUGAACAAAAUGGGUUAAUGUAAUUUAUCACAGGCAGGAAAAAUACUAUUUUUAUACAUAUACUGUAACUUUAAAAAUAUGCAUCAUAUUCCCAUAAAACAUACAUAUUCAGAAUCAGCGUACUUUAAAUAUAAACAUAACCAAAAAUCAUACAAAGUGCCAAUUUAAAGCUGCAGAACUGCUCCAAUACAAUUUAAAGGGGCAGCAAGUCUUUUAAAAUCCAAUCUGCUAAAAUAGUCUUCACCAGGCAAUAUCUUCCAGGGGCCAUAGUCUUAAAGGGGCGUUGUUCCCAAAAGUCACAGUAUGUCCCCAGAUGGUUCUUAAAGGGCCAGCAGCAGCACAACAAAAAUCCAUUAUGCCCAAAAUUUGUAUUUAAAGGGCCAAACCUCCCAGGGACCAUAAUCACAUGGCAAGAGGCCGGCAAGCCGUCCUCUCCAGGCACAAGUGGCGAGGGUAAUUUCGCUAUAUAUAUAUAUAUACUUUUGUUGUAGAUUUAUAAUCUACACAAAGAUUUAGAAAGAUCAAUCUUUUUUACAUUCAAAGUGGCUAGCGGUUGUGCUUUUUACAUAUUGUGGCAUUUCCUUUUAAACAAUAAUAACUCUAGUUUGGUCAAAGUUUCAAAUCUAUAAAUUAUGUUUCAAUAGCACCAUCUACUGGACAGAUUGGGGUAACACACCACGUAUUGAAUAUGCCAGCAUGGAUGGGACCAAUCGCCGUGUUAUUGCUGACACACAUCUCUUCUGGCCCAAUGGACUGACCAUUGACUAUGCUGGGCGGCGCAUGUACUGGGUGGAUGCCAAGCACCAUGUCAUUGAAAGAGCAGACCUGGAUGGAUCCAACCGCAAGGCUGUGAUUAGUCAAGGUUAAAGAAAAUUAUUUUUGUUUAUUGAUUGCCAGUAGCGGGUCAUCUUUGGCAAUGCGUUUAAUGAGAAAUAACUGCUAGACUACCCGUGAUUAGCCAUCACUGAUAUAAUGGAACAGUAAGGUGGCUCUUUCUAAGUCCUAACUCUCAAAACAAUAUUGAAAAUCUGUAAAGUGGAGCUGACAAUUAUCUGGAAAUUACAUCGUGAAUAACAAUAUUGAAAAUUACCUAUAACUUAAAUUAACUUUUUUUUUUUCUUUUAAAUCUAUUUUACACUUGGCAUUUGACAUUCCAAUUUACUUCAAGUACAGAGUUGUUGGGUUUUUUCCCAUUUAAUUUUAGUUUUUGUAAUCCUCCACAAAUACAUAUGUUAAAUAAAGAGUAUAGCUAAGCAUAUUAUUAAAAAUCCUGGGAUGUGACCGUUCCCACUUAAAUAUUUUGUGCUAGUAAUGUACUUUGUUUUUGUGUCCACUGCUACAUUUUUAAUAUUCAUUUAAAGAAAGCAGAUCACCUCGCAAAAAAAAAUUAGUGUAAUUUCCAGAGGAUUGAUUGCUCCUCUUACAUAUUUCAAUAAUAAAAGCUAUAUUUCUCACUCUUUUCCAAUGCUUUUUAUUUCAGGGCUCCCACACCCAUUUGCCAUCACUGUGUUUGAAGAUAGUCUGUACUGGACUGAUUGGCACACUAAAAGCAUCAAUAGUGCCAAUAAAUUUACAGGAAAGAAUCAGGAAGUUAUCCGGAAUAAAUUACAUUUCCCCAUGGAUAUUCACACUCUGCACCCUCAGCGCCAACCUGCAGGUGAGUAGGUCAGACCUAGUCACUACGUAUGAUAGCCUAACCAUUGCCAUAUAUACAGCGCCAAGCCUGCUCCUUGGAAGAUUUCAACCCUGUUUUUUUUUUUUUUUUUCUCUUCAGGAGCUAAUCGCUGUGGAGCCAACAAUGGUGGCUGUUCUCACCUCUGUCUUCCCAGUGGAAACACUUUCACCUGUGCUUGUCCAACUGGUUUCCGAAAGACCGGUGCUCAGGCCUGUGCCAGAAGUAAGUACUGAAACAGUGGUUUGGUGGGGAUAUUGUUUGCAGAUAUAGGUUUUUCCGACAACAAGUAACUAGGAAUCCACAGCUAGAAAUGAUCAUUAAAAUCUAUUUUUUUUUUUUAUAUCCAAAUACAUACUUAUCUUAGUAUUUAUUACUGGUAUUUUUAAAGCGCCAACAGAUUCCGCAGUGCUGUACAAUUAGUGGAGAAUGUACAAUAUACACAGACAAAUACAAGAGGUAGAGAGAGCCCUGCCCAUAGGCUAAUAACUAGCCAUCGUGGUACUUUUAUACAAAGUGCUUAGCUAGAUGGCCAGUGAGCUUACAAUCUAAAGGAUACAAUGGGAAUUGGAGACAAGAGGUAGCAGGAGAAGUUUGGAGGUGAUGGCUAAAAGAGUUAACCGAGAGAAGCAGCUAUUGAUAAAAUGUAAAGGGAAUGAAUAUCUCCCUCUCAAAGUCAAAAAUGUCUGCAUACAACUUACUCAGCUCUUUGACUGAUGACCAACUGUGGCUAAAUUUGUUAAGCUCAUCCCAUUAGAAAGACCUUCUUUCCCUUGCACACCCUUCCCUCGUUUUUUGCUAUGUUUGUGCCACUUUGAACCUGAAGGAAUUAAGAUGACCUUUGACCUUCGAUCAGGUCUUGACAAGUUCCUGCUUUUUGCCCGAAGGACGGACAUCCGGAGGAUCAGCUUUGAUACAGAUGACCUGUCUGAUGAUGUUAUCCCAUUGUCUGAUGUGCGCAGUGCUGUAGCACUGGAUUGGGACUCCAACUACGACCACAUGUACUGGAGUGAUACCACCACUGACUCAAUCAGCCGGGCAAAGUGGGAUGGCAGUGGCCAGGAGGUAAGAGAAGAUGAUGGUAGUUAAAAGUUAGAGAAAUGUGAUGGGACACGGAGAAUGGUGGAAAUUAUUAUUUUGUAUUUAUUUUUUUUAGAAUAUUGAGAUUCUAUUCAAAUUAUGUAUCAUUAGAGCAAUAUAACCCAGACUCUUUGUUUUAUAGUUUUUUUUUUUUUUUUUUGGUUUUUUUUUUUUGUUUUUUUUUCUUGUAUCUUGUCAAGUUAUUUAUGUAAUGUGAAUGUGGGGGAACCACCUUACAAGCUCCAUGAAGGAAAAAAAAAAGGGAAAUGUAAAUAAAAUAUUACAAAAUCGUUGUAUAAAUUGUUCCAAGACCAAAGACUUUCUCAGCUAAGGAUGUUUAACAGAAUGUUUGUUGUAAAGAAAAUCGGUGAUACUGUUUCUAGUAGAUCCUCUAGAACAUCCUGUUCUUCCUUGGUAUUGACUUGUUAGAUUAUGAUAAUUGAAUUUACCGUAGUUUCUUUCAAAGCAGAAGUGCUCUGUUUGUUUUGGGAUUCCACUAUCCGUCUUGGGUUGUAAAUGUCACACAUUACAUUCUUAUAUGUAUUUUGUGUUCACUGUAUCCGUAGGUGGUCAUAGAAACAAGCUUAGAGAGUCCAGCUGGACUUGCCAUAGAUUGGAUCACUCACAAACUGUACUGGACAGAUGCAGGUAAUGUACUUUGCACUUGGUUCUGCUGGCUUGGUAACUCCCAUUAUCUUGAAGAAAACAACCACAUAAAGUACUCAUUACCAGUUUAAAUUCUAAAUCAUGAUUUUUCUUUCUGAUUUUGUGAUGUGAGAAAUCACUGCAUUCAGGGAAAAAAGUGAGGUAGCAAAAGCAUCCCAAAAUCCAGAAUUAACUUUUAUUUGCUGAAAAUAAUCCUCAAUGUCUUUUACUGAUCAAGGUGAAAUAUGGCCAUCUUCUCGCUGACACAUUUCAAACCGUGUUUAUGCAGAAUAUAGGACUGAUAUGGGAGUUUAUUUAGAGAGAGAGUGCUCGAAGAUGUACAAGAUGACUGUAAUUGAAAUUGUAACUUCUCUCCUACAAGGUACGGACCGAAUCGAAGUAGCAAAUACUGACGGGUCAAUGCGCAGUGUGUUGAUCUGGGAGAACCUAGACCGCCCACGGGAUAUUGUGGUGGAUCCAAUAGGAGGGUAAGUGUUUUUCUGUACUGUACAUGUAUGUUGCUUGCCUAAAAUGGUUAAGUAAACAAAUUAAACUAUUUUGCCUUUGUCCCCAAAUUGGAUAUUGUCAACCUUAUUCACAAACGGAAGCUUUGGAAAUGUCCAAACCAUGCAACAUUAAAAAAUGUUUAUUAAAUCUGAUGUAAAUGAUUCAGUUUUUCAAAUGUCUGACUUGGCUAUAUAUGGAAUGUUAACUCCAAUGUAUAUAUCUUAUACCAAUAAAUUAUAACAUGAGGCUCGUAAGACCUUUAGCAUCUUACUUUGCACUUAAUUCAACCCUGUCGGCUGUGUUACAAAAUGUUUUAUUAUUCCAGAUACAUGUAUUGGACAGACUGGGGAGCAAACCCAAAGAUCGAGCGUGCAGGGAUGGAUGCCGUUGGUCGCAUGGUCAUCAUCUCCUCCAACCUAACCUGGCCAAAUGGACUAGCCAUUGACUAUGACUCAGAGAGACUUUACUGGGCUGACGCAGGAAUGAAGACCAUUGAAUCUGCACGGCUGGAUGGGUCUGACAGACAGGUGAGACUAUCAAGCACAUAUUUAUUAUCCUGAUGCAAUUAUUUAUAAAACUAGGAUAAAAGGACAAAAUCGACACUCCCUCUCGUGAUGGGGAUAAUGGAGAUGAAAAUGCAGCUUGAGAUUGUGACUAUUACAAUGGAUUGAGUUAUGAGAAAUCAAGGUGAAUUACUGUCUUCAGGAGUUUAUAAAAAGUUUUAAACUCAUGAUUUAAUAGAGGAGUCUGUUCCACUGGUCUCCAGCUAGGUGUGAGAAUGAGUGUGUUGGAUGAAUCCAAAGCCAGUGAGAGUUGAAGUCCGUGAGUGGAUAAUAUGUGAGUAGACAAGUCCUUUUUAGACAUAAACCUCACACAAACUUUAUUUAGUAACCCAAGAACCAGUUCAACAACAGAACAAUCAUUCAAGAAAACUAAAAAUACUUUAUCUAACGUUCUCCAAGUUUUCCUUGAGCAGGACCAUAUAUCAUAGACAAGUGUAGGCUGGAAUCAUUUUCCAGUUACUGCAUGAUGCCAUUUAAUAGAACCAAGGUGUUAUCAGGUAGCCGUACAAAGUGCUUGGGAGUGCCAGGCAGAUAUCUAAUCUAAAGGAAACCCGAUUGCUCAAUGUCAUAUGUUCUUGGAGGGCUUGCAAAUUGAUUUUUAGUAUAUCACAGCAUAGUGUGUUUUUUUGGGGGGUUCAGGCAUUAAUACUGAUGUUUGUUUUCCUAUCAGUGAAUCUUAGUGUAGCAGUAGAUCACCUAAAUUUGACAGCACUACUAUAUAGAUAGAGAGCGAGAGAGAAAUACAUUAUAUUAUAUUAUCAAGUUUUAUCAGCUUUGAUUUUAGCUAUAUAUCGCAACUUGACAACACUAUAGAUAUAAAUCCUAGAUGUUGCUCAAUUCAGAUGAUGUAUAGUUAGAAUCACAGCUGCCAUGUAACCUUGACAGUGACAUUAUACAAUGUAUUGUAUCACUACAAUGCAGUUGUCAAAGUUAGGUAAUGUAUAUUUGAAGGUGCACCAUUAACAAUACACAUGGAGAAGAUUGAUGGUGUAUCUGUAAGAUCAGAGCGAUUACUGGUGCUAACAGUCAAAGCAAAGAAGUAGGAUUUGGGAACAAAGAAGGGAGGAACCUGUAGCAGAAGAGAGAAUGAUCAGAAAUUACUUUAGAGUAAAGUAAAUGUAAUUUAUGGCAAACAUAUGGUACAGAAACUAUAGAAAAAUAUGAUUAAGUUCUAAGUUUGUAUUUUGGGACCUUUUAGGUACUGAUGAAUAAUGAUCUCCCGCACCCUUUUGGUUUGACUCUGUACGGGGAUCGAAUUUACUGGACUGACUGGCAAUCAAAAAGUAUUGAGAGCGCAGACCGGAAGACUGGGCUUGGACGUAAAACUGUGCGGGAGAACCUUGAGAAUCUGAUGGACAUCCAUGUGUUCCACCGCCAUCGGGAGCAGGGUAUGUAACUCUACCAUUUAAAAAAAAAUACCUCUAUAUAAAUGUUAACCUUUACAUAGUGUGUGUUCUAAGAAACAUUAUAUCCAAUCUUCCCGCUCUGCAGUCCAGUCUGGUUGCUCCAAAAAUAACGGAGGAUGCAGCCAUAUCUGUCUUCUCUCACCUCAGCCAAAAGGUCACAGCUGUGCCUGUCCUACGGGGGUCAAUCUGCUUGGAGAUGGCCGUACCUGCUCAUCAGGUGACUUUUACCGAUCCUCUUCACAAUCUGUCAAUAUGUUUACACGUGUUUUAUCAAUGACUUCCACUGUACAGCUGCUGUCUUGAUCUAUGGACGGCUAACCUUCAUCUGCCUUUUAUAUUUCAACUGUGGCAGGUCGUUACUUUUAUAUGAGCAGGCAUUCUGGUGUUUGUUUCUUCUUAAAUGCAUUCUAACAAAAACAACUGAAUAUAGAAGGUUUGGGGGAGGGGGGGUCCCCCCUUUACAAUACAUUAAAAGUGAAUGAUUUAGAAGAAACACCAGAAUACCUGACCUAUAGAUUACUUUUAAGUCUCUUCCUUUUCAUGACUUUUACAAUUAUACAAUUAAGUUCUGGAGCAGCUUUAAUGCUCUGUGUAUCUGUGGUUCUCAUCCCUCUUGUUAAAAUUCCCUCUUCCAACCCCGGCUAUGCUUUGCGAUUUUUUUACUGAUUCUGUUUUUCCUCAUUUUCACAUAGGAAUGGACCGUUUCCUCAUCUUUGCUCGCAGGACAGACAUUCGCUCUGUCUCUCUGGAUAUCCCAUAUUUUGCAGAUGUCGUUCUCCCGGUUAAUGCUACCAUGAAGAACACAAUAGCUGUUGGUGUGGACCCACUGGAUGGUGAGCUAUGGGCAUGGGUGAGGAUGAUGAUAUUCCCUAGUAUAUCUAAUAUAUUAUAUAGUUUUGUGAUGCCUUGUAUGUAAACAUGAAUUAACUUGUGACUUUUAUGGGGGAAAUAUAAACAAAUGGAAAUAAUCGAUGUACAAAAGCAGUCUUCAUAGUGACCAUUUUUGUGACUGUCCUGUUUGCCCUGCUUUUCCUUGUUUUGUUUUUUUAGGUUUGGUGUAUUGGGCAGACAGCACACUACGGAAAAUUAGUCGAGCAGCUCUAGAUGGGUCCGAUCACCAAGACAUUAUCACCACCGGUAAUUCAACUACUUGCUGUCUUUGCGAUUGAUGGAAAUGGCACCUAAGACGAAUUUUUAUUUUUAUUUUUAUUUUUUUAUAACUAUUUUUUACAUUCCAACUUGUCUUUUGACUCUCUCAGGUUUGGUCACCACAGACGGUCUGGCAGUCGAUGCAAUCGGCCGAAAAGUAUUCUGGACAGAUACUGGGACAAAUCGAAUUGAGGUGGCAAAUUUGGAUGGCUCUAUGAGGAAGGUGCUUGUAUGGCAGAACUUGGGCAGCCCUCGAGCCAUUGCCCUUUACCAUGAAAUGGGGUAAGUGCCACUGCAUGUUUUCUUCUUUUUUGGUUUAGAAUUUCCCAACAUUUAUGAUCUGUGAUUGCAAGCAGAAGAAGAAUGGUCCAGCAUUUUCCAAAAAUAACGUAGUGUUUUUUUUUUUUAUUGCAUAGCAGACCCCUCCCAUAGGAGAAAGCUUGAAUAAAAACCAUGUUUGUUUUUUUUGGAGAGUGGUGGACCAUUCAUUUUUAUGUAUUUUUAAAAAAAAAUUUAUUAUUGUUUUGAAUUUACUACUGGUGUGGUGAUACCGGAGCUAUAGUUUAGCAAGUGCUCGUCAUUCCAUAAACCAAAAAUAAAAUACUAUGUGGUCAAUUCUAAAUAACUAUGACUUUUGUCCUGUCUGUAGAUACAUGUAUUGGUCAGACUGGGGGGAGAAUGCAAAGCUGGAAAGAGCAGGAAUGGAUGGCUCAGGCAGAACAGUUUUGAUCAGCUUGAAUCUCGGAUGGCCAAAUGGACUGGCUGUGGACAAGGCUGGAUCUCAACUUUUGUGGGCAGAUGCACAUACUGAGGUACAUCUGAGGGGUUUAGAUGAAGGACUUGGAAAAAGAAGCAAGAAUAGAAUGGCUUUGUCACUUUUUAGGUGUUUCUGCUAAAAAAAAACAAAAAAAAAAAAAACGACCAUUCUUUUUCUUCCUCCACCUUUCAUUUCACUAUCUCAUGCUCGCUCUCUCCUGUCUCCAGAGGAUAGAGGCCUCGGACCUUAUGGGGAGAAACAGACGGAUCCUUGUGUCUCCAGUCCACCAUCCAUAUGGCCUCACUCUCCUGGAUGCCCACAUUUACUGGACUGACUGGCAGACACGCAGCAUCCAAAGGGCAGAUAAAGACACAGGGGCAAAUAUUAUUGUAGUCCGAGACAACUUGGCCGGCCUCAUGGACAUUCAAGCUGUGGACAGGACUCAUGCCCUAGGUCAGUUCCAUCUACUCUCCGUUUUUAAAUGGACUUUUCCCAGCCACAAUUUGAAAAUGAAAUAUAUUAAAGCAGGAAUAAAUAUUAAAACCUAUUUAAUCAAAAUUUAUGACAUUUUCCACAAUUUUGAAGUAUUGAUUUCUUUGUAGAUCUGAUUUUAUUUUUUACAAAGCAUGUUUUAUGUUCUCCUCUUUGUUGUAGGAUUUAACAAGUGUGGAGAGCGAAAUGGGGGCUGCUCCCAUCUGUGUCUGCCAAACCCAUCCAGUUACUCAUGUGCCUGUCCUACUGGUAUCCAGCUGAAGAGUGAUGGCCGGACGUGUGAUCCUUCUCCCGACACUUACCUCCUGUUCUCCAGUCGAGGCUCCAUUCGCAGAAUUUCACUCGACACUAAUGAUUAUACAGACGUCUAUGUUCCCAUCCAGGAGCUCAACAAUGUCAUCUCUCUGGAUUACGACAGUGUGGAUGGAAAAAUAUACUACACAGAUGUGUUCCUGGAUGUGAUCAGGUGCUUAGACAGCAUGGAAUUUCUUACACCACAAAAUAACAUGGAGAAUAAGAUUAGUCUAUUUUGUAGAGUUUUCAUUCACUCCUUGUACUCCUGGAAAAGUGAGCAGUCUACUACAAAGCUUACCAGUAUUACUUGGUGUCUCAGAAAGGGAGAAGCUAGGUGGUUUCUUUUGCCUUAAGAGUGACAUUGUAUACAAUAUAGUUUUAAACUAGCUUUUUAGGUGCCCAGCCCCCCUCCUUGUGGCGUUAAAAGGUGAUUUUUUUACUUACCGUUUCUCCAUUUCCGUGCUGGCAUAUGUUGAUAAAGUGUGCAUCUGUAAUUCUCAAAGCAACCCCACGAUUUAAAUGUUAUCUAGUUCUGUCCUAAUGGAUAUAUUGAGAACUUCUCCUAUACCCACUUUUUUCCUUAUAUGACCUUUUAAUGCACCUUAUAGUCCUCAAGUUCAGUGUCAUGAUGGCAUUCUUUUCCCCAGGAGGGCAGAUCUGAGUGGAGUGGGCAUGGAGACUGUUAUUGGUGAGGGACUGAAGACCACCGAUGGGCUGGCGGUUGACUGGGUUGCCAGAAAUUUAUAUUGGACAGACACUGGUCGGAAUACCAUAGAGGUGUCUCGGCUGGACGGACGACACCGGAAAGUGCUUAUAAAUAACAGUCUGGAUGAACCUCGUGCCAUUGCAGUAUUUCCAAGAAAGGGGUGAGCAUAGAUAUUGUUUAUAAAGCUGGUACUUUAUCUUAAAACAAACAUGAAUCUGACCACGUAUAGCUCUCAUACAUUCUCAUCUCUCUUCUGGACUUUUGUUUAUGGGCUAUUUAUCAAGAUCCUGGUGCAAUGUGCAUGUAGUUUAAUUUGAGGAACAGGAAGUAGCAUGGAGUUACUGGGUGUUGUAGUCCAAUGACCGCUAGGUGGACAGUGUGCCCAGCAUUGUCUGAUGAUCUAUACCUGCUCAUAAUUCGUUUUUCUCUUAGUGGUUCCAUUGAAAGCAGUUUAAGAGGAAUGGUAGGGUGGCAAUAUGCUUGUUUUCUGUAAGACGUGGGCAUAGUUUCUUAUGUGCAAGAACAGGGUCCGUAACCUCUUCUGAAUUGGCUUGUAUCUAUAUGUGAUUUUCUUCUUUCCUGUAAUUGUUGUUUUUCCUCAUAUGCUCACAUAAUUCUGUUCUUUUCAUCCAUUUGCUUUAGUUUUCUUUUCUGGUCAGACUGGGGUCACGUUGCGAAGAUUGAAAGGGCUCAUUUAGAUGGCUCUGACCGCAAGACUAUAAUUAACACUGAUCUGGGCUGGCCAAAUGGAUUAACUCUGGAUUAUGACACCCGCAGGUAAGUGUCCUUAACAUUGAACAGCCCAAUCGGUGACCAUUUAUUCAGGGAGUUAAAAAUAAUGAAUAACUAUAACCGUUUCUGUAUUUAAUAUGUUGGUGACCUUUCCCUAACAUACUGGUGCUUUUCAUAUUAAAAAAUUACUCCAUCAGAUUUAGUUCCCAAUCCAAAAGAUGUUUAUUGCCCCCUGAUUAGAUUAAUUAACUAGGUGGUUUGGAAGUCUAUUUUGAUAUAUUUUUUUAUUUCUCAUCAUUUAUCUAAAAGCAGGAAUUCUCACUAGAAAGUGGUUUCCACCAGUCAUCCCCCUUUGUUCCCUUUCUACGUAUCCCAUCAAAAUACAUACAAUUCUGGGAUUGAAUUUCACCAAUUUACCCCAUACAACGUCCACAAGUGCCAUGUGUUAGAAACAUAGAAACAUAGAAUGUGACGGCAGAUAAGAACCAUUCGGCCCAUCUAGUCUGCCCAAUUUUCUAAAUACUUUCAUUAGUCCCUAGUCAUAUCUUAUAGUUAGGAUAGCCUUAUGCCUAUCCCACGCAUGCUUAAACUCCUUUACUGUGUUAACCUCUACCACUUCAGCUGGAAGGCUAUUCCAUGCAUCCACUACCCUCUCAGUAAAGUAAUACUUCCUGAUAUUAUGUUUAAACCUUUGUCCCUCUAAUUUAAGACUAUGUCCUCUUGUUGUGGUAGUUUUUCUUCUUUUAAAUAUAGUCUCCUCCUUUACUGUGUUGAUUCCCUUUAUAUAUUUAAAUGUUUCUAUCAUAUCCCCCAGUCUCGUCUUUCCUCCAAGCUAUACAUGUUAAGAUCCUUUAACCUUUCCUGUUGAGGAAUUGUCUGAUUGGAUCGUUCUAUGUGGCCCUUUUCAGGAUAUUCUGGGUUGACGCACACCUGGAUCGCAUUGAACACGCUGAUCUGAACGGGAAGAUGCGCCAAGUGCUAAUCAGUCAGAUGUCUCAUCCCUUCGCUCUCACACAGGUGUGCAUACUGGGUUCAGCCUGGUCCCCUGAGAUACCCAAAUGCGGGCAGUCUUUACCCACACGUUGUGCUUUCUUGACAAUACUUUUUUUCUUGAUUGCAAAGAAGCUUUAUUGACCAGUAAUGUUUCGAGAAAUUAAUUGAAAUGAAGGAGCCACUAAUGUUUCUUCCUAAUGAGGAUGAAGAGCUGUAAAAUCAUGCAUUUUCUUUAAGAAGCAUUUGAAACUAUUCUUUCCAAACAGCAUGUUCAUUAUAUUUACUAAUAUGUCUGACAGGAAGGACGCUGGAUCUACUGGACAGACUGGCAGACAAAAUCCAUCCAGAGAGUAGAUAAAUACACUGGUCGGGACCAGGAGACUGUUUUGGGAAAUGUUGAAGGCCUGAUGGAUAUCAUUGUGGUGUCUCCUCACAGACAGACAGGUAUAGGAGGCACCGAAUAAGCUGUUCUGACCCUCUCGUUCAACACUUUUCAAUCAAUUGUAUAUCUUGGUGUUAAUCAUGUUUCUUGUUUUUGUUUCUUAAGAAAGUUGUAGUUUUUGCAUUUCAUUUAUAUUAUAUUUUUAUUCUUUGCAGAAUUCAUGUUUUCUGAUCGUAAAGUCCGUUGUCAUCAUGGUGUCUUUAUAGAACCAUACACUUAUCCAUGUUAUUCCAAAUAAGAUGUAAGAGUACAUUGAGAGCAGAAAAAAAAUAAGUAAUCGGCUUAGUUUUGUGGGCUUCAUUCAAAUUUCAUACAAGUUGAAGCUUACUUGUACCAUUACAGAGAGAAUCUAUAUCAUUUGCUUAUCUGACCAAUUCCACCCAUAAAUGCAGUCUAGGUUCCAAAUGUCAGGUAGAUCCUGUUGGAUAAGACGUGCAGGAAAUCCAGAUGUAGUUUUUUACCCCCUUUAAUUAAGAUGUGGCUGCCACCCCUCCAGGCAUAAUAAAUAAGGGUGUCUACAUUUCCUUUUGAACUUGGUGAGAUCGAAUUAGCCAAAACAGGAUGUUAGAUAGCUCAGGAAACAGACAACAGAUUAAUUUGUUUGCUCUUUGGUCAAUCACUUGUUUAUCUCACAUCAAUGUUUGUUUUGUAAGUGAGUCCUAAUUUGCUCAAAGGGUUACUCCAAGCACCUUGACAACUUCAAUGAUUCAAAUUUAUAUUUACAUUUUGAGGGGAGAACCAAGAUAAGAAGGGUUACUUUUAAAGCGCUGAUUGUUGGUUAGAGAAACCUUUUAAUCUAUUUCAAAGUGUUGACACAUCCCAUUCCAUGACCUGUAUUUAUUUCCUGCCUCUGUGUGGGAUUCCCUUCAAACCAUUAUCCUCUUUCCUAAUCCCAUCAGGUACUAAUUCGUGUGGAGUAAAUAAUGGGGGCUGCUCUCACCUCUGCUUUGCCAGAAGUUAUGACUUUGUUUGUGGCUGUCCGGAUGACGUUGAUGCUGAGACUUGCUCCCUCAGUGAGUACCCUGAAACUUUUAUUAUUGCAAAAUAUGACUCUGCUCUCUAUGUGCUUGCGUUGAGGAUAUAUCUCUCACGAACAUUUUACAUUCCUGAUGUGCUGAAAACCAGCAACUAGAAGACUUCUACCUCCAAAAUUAUACUUGUGGCGUUCCUAAAUAUUAUCACACUAAACAUAUUAGGACAUGUAAUCUUAAAUGUGACUUUAAUCAUUUGGUUUCGGGAAUGGUCCACACAGAUAAAAAUUGAUAGGAUUAGUUAAAUACAAAAAUUUUAUUUAUAUAUAUUUUAUUUAUAUAUAUGUAUUUGCUUUAUUAGCACCAGGCAUUAAUCUAUCUCUACAGGAGUGCAAGUAUUUGAAUAUUUUAUAUAUAUAUAUAUAUAUAUAUUUAUUUAUUUUUUUGUAGUGGAGGUGUAAAAGGCAUGAACAACAGAAAACAUGUCAGUAGCUUAAGCAAUAAGUCGUGCACAAAUAACAGACAUCAAGGAAUAAAUGCACUUUUUAAAAUUUUUUAUAUAUAUAUAUAUAUAUAUAUAUAUAUAUAUAUAUAUAUAUACAUACAUACAUACACAAGAACUGCGUCCUUAGUCUGGAAUGUGUCCUGCUUGUGAGGAUUGGUUUAUGGGUAGAUAGAGUAUUCUGCUGGGUAGGGUGAAACGCUCUACAGUAAGUGUAGUAAGUGGUGGUAUGGUAGGUAUGUGAAGGUCCUGUAUUUUGGGCGACAAACAUUUUGGAGUUAUGCAGGGAUUUAAAAUGUGUUCUGUGGGGGCCCUCUGCAGACGCCAUCUUGUGAGGUACUUGUCUCUGCAGCAUGGUCCCGAUAACCCUGUUGUCAGGUGGUAUCCCAGCCCCAGGUUUUUGUGUGCGGUGCCCCAUGGCUGGUGUGUGCUCAGUUGGGGGCACGGAGCCCCAGUCUGGUGCGUCCGGGUCUUCAAAGUCAUGGAGGAGUGUUUCCCAGCCAGCUAGGGCCGGUGAGUAGGAGGCCCUGGAUUGGUGCCGCUGUUUGUGCACCAUCGCAGGUUGAAAAAGUGAAAUAUAUAUUUUAAUUACAGCACUACCAUAUUUUUACACACUUAAAGGGACACUGUUGGUACUGUAACUACUUAAUCUUAUUGAAGUGGUUAUAGUGCCUUGGAGCCCUCUGGUGCUGUCCUUCCAUUCAUUGUUAAACCAGUUUUAAUGCUAAAACAGAGUCCCCAUCUCCUCUGUGCUGCUUAAGCUAAUGAGGAAGCAUUAGCCUGAGCAGCAUUGGGCAGCUGUGAUUGGCUGAGCAUAUCAGCUGACCGCUUUGAGCCUAUCACAGCACCUAUUGAUGGUAUGAAUUGGUAUGGCUGGAAGGAAGUGUGUAAUCUCUGUCUGAACCAUAUCUCCCUGGGGACAGGAUGUGACAGGCUGUGGGUGGCCGAGGACCCUUAUUUAGUGUUAAACCACUUAAAAAUAGUUUAACACUGAGUGAAGGAACAGCGCAAGUGUACUCCAGGCAUUAUAAUCAAUUCAAUAACAUGAAAUUCUGUUACUGUUUUUGUAUUUUUUUUAUUUUAUCCUUUUUGCACAGUAAAAAAAGAUUUUUUUCUAAUGUAUUUACACAAAAUAUGUUCAAAAUAGAUAUUUUGAAGAAGGAAAAUAAAAACAUAUACAGUUUUUAUUAAAUUAUGCAUGCUUGUGAAGAUCAGGAUAUUCAUCUCAAAUUAAACAUUUGGAAACAAUUUAAAAUGUUGACGUAAAAUCGCAUUCAUGCCAAUUUAGGGUUGGAUUUUAAAAAUACAGUCUAGAGCAAGCAUGUCAAAUUCGGGGCCCGCAAGGACCAGCCGCGAGUACAUGCCUAAUGAUCCAACCAGAGUAGGCACCUGCUCUCCCCACAUUGCAGGUGUCUACUCUGCUCAUUUACCCGGCCGAGGGAGAGGUCUCUGGCGGCAGCGAGGGAGCUCAGUGUUCCAGCUCCUCACUGCUCCCUCCCGCGCGCCGACUGAAGUGAAGUCGGGCGCCGGAAUAUGACGUCAUAUUCUGGCACCCGGCAUCACUAAACUGCGCGCGGCAGCAGUGAGGAGCAGGAAGGACCCCUGGGAGAUGCCCCACAUCAGCUCCAAAAGGUAAGGAGCAAUAAAGAAAAGUAUGUGUCUGUGUGUCAGUAUGUCACCAAGUAUGUGUGUCUGUCAGUGUGUGUGUCUGUCUGUCUGUCCCCCACAUAAACUUAAACCUUGUUUAUGUGGCCAGUGCCACACUUUGAGUUUGACAUGCUUGGUCUAGAGUGAAUUGGUGUCUGUUGAGGAACAGAAUAUAAACUAGAAAAAGCUCUAAAAUCUACCAAAUAUGACAGGCAGACAUUUACCAAACACUGAAAAACCUCUGAAUCUGCAUGUUCUGAGAUUUCAGCUAGUGUGGCGUUUGCAAAUGAGAGGAAAAAAAAAAAAAAAAAAACUUGCCUGGGGACUGUCUGAACCCCUUUUAACCAGAGAGGGGCUGGAGAAAUGUACAAUUGCUUGGUACUUUUAGUGACCCCCUGCACCAGGUCACUGCCGUUUUUAUUUAUUCAAAAAAUUUAAAAUGUAUUAUGAGAAAUCGCCAAACUAUUCAUGGCAGUAUUGGAGCACUUCCAAUCCUUUCCUACUUUGCAGAUAUUUGGAGAUAUUCAUCCCAAAGGAUUUUCUCAAAGUGUGCUACUCCAAAUUUAGCACUUCAUAAAUUACCCCAAAUAAUUUUACAUAAACAUAGUAUGCAAGACGUCUUGAGAAAAGUCCCAUAGAGGACUGAAACGUCAGCACUUUUUCUGGUGUAUAAUUGUACAAUAAAACUUCAAGAUUUAUUUACAAAGUCCUGUGAGUGCACCUUUAUAUUAUAUAUUAUUUAUUCUAUCAAAAUGUUAAUAUUAAUGUUGAUUGGCCAUAUGUCAAAGGAGCUACAAUAUUCAUGCUAAUCAUCUCUAACAAAUCCUUAUGACAAAGUCCAUUUCCAACCAGGAGAUAGAAUGUCAAAUGAGAACAGAGAAUGUUAUUUUAAAGAAAAAAAGGUGAAACACUCUGCUCAAGACCCCAAUAUUUUGGCUAGAUUUAUUUUAUCGAUAGAGUACGUAGGAGUAGUUAUUUAUACACCAAUACCAACCAUGCAUGGAGAUUGUCUGAUUUGCGAUUAGCUAGCAUCAGGGAAGUUGUAUCCUCUAUUCAGUAACACUAGCAGGGCUAUUUACUAUAGUGAGAAUUCAAAGUGAAUUUAAAAUUUAAGACCGAACUAGUUUGCAUUCAGUUUAGAUAGUCUGCCCUUGAAUUUGAAAUUAUCUUUGAAUUCAUAUUGUAAUAAAUAACAAUGUAGACGUACACAUAAUGGGAUAACUGGAACUGACCUAUUUCUCUUUCGCUGCAGUUCCUGGUUUCCUACCCUCUGCUCCUUUACCAACCAACCACAGUGAGAAGAUCUCUGGUCCCAUCAGUCCAAACACCCAAGGCGAGCGAGGGAAUGAUGGCGUUGGGGUUACUGCUGGAAGGUAUGUGUGUAGGGAAUCUCUGCCUCUAGUAUGUUUACUACAAACAGCCUACCCACAAAAGUAAAUCAGCAUGAAUUGAACCACUGACAUUAUAUCUGCCAUGCUAACAACCUAAAACAUGAGUAAUCCUGAAGGCCAUGCAUGGACUCCUUAGAGUCCCUAUCAUACCCUUGUCUUACUUAUUUGCCAACUAUUCCUGUAUUUGUAAUACUAUCUGAGAGAAGGAAUACAAUAUAAAUAGAGUGGUGUACCGCUUGUCUCCUAAAAUCAAACACACACUGCCGAUCUUGUUAAUAUCAUUAUUGCAUUUUAAAGCCUGUGCUUGUGAUGUUCAGUUGCAUAAUUGAUUCCUCCUUUUUAACAAAUAUUGAAAUUUAAGAAUAAAACAAAUUCUAGCUUUUGCCAGCAAAGGAGAGCAGUUUGGUCCACCUUAUCUCCCCAAACUUGAGAUCCUUGUUCCCAUGGUAGCAUUAGCCACAUUCUUUGUACUAUACUCCUCUCGAAUGCCUCUACCUCCUACCAAUUCAAUAUUUCAUUCUUAUUUUUAUUCUAGCUGUUCAGAUGAGGAUGGGGCCCGGGGGCUUUGUGUAUCUAACGGAGCCAUACCAGCCAGCACAGGUGAGUGCGUUUUAUAAGAGGGGGAGAAUUGCGCAGUAUGUUUGCGAAGUGUGAGUGUCCGUUAACCUAUAUAUAUUUUCUCUACAGCGGAUAGACUGCGUGUACCAUACAUAAUCGCUGGGUCACUGUCUCUUCUGUGCCUUCUCCUCCUCAUGUCCGCGUUGCUGAUAUACAGGUUAGUGAGUGACUGAAAGGGCAUUACAGCAAGACUUUAAAAACCCCAACAACUCCGAUUUAAUGAUUGCCGUUUUCUGGGGGUGAUUUUAGCUUGUUUGUUAGCUUUGUGCAUAUUAGAAUUCUUUUAACCUCAAACACACAAAGGGGGACACUGGAAGUACCUGAACAUUGAUAUUUUUAGUGUCUGUCAGUUAAGUGGUUAUACUAAUGUUAAAUGGUUCUAUGGGGAAAAAAUUUUAUUUAUUAAAAAACAAAAACAAAAAAAAUGGGUUGCCUGAGAUCGUAAGGACUUCUUGUUAGAACAGCGUAAAGCAAGGAUGGGUAUUUGGCAAUAAAGUGCACUGGGAAAAAAAAAAACAAGUGGUGGGCAGAUUGUUUGGGAGUGAGUGAUCCCUGCGAGACAGGCUAAGGAUUUGAGAAUCAACAAGAGCUUUGGGGUGCUUGGCUGGGAUAGUUGGGAAGGCUGGGGGCUACAUUAAUUUGGGAACCUGGUAAGGAGAACAUAAAUGGAAAAUACGAAGUGCUUGUAAGAAAAACUAAAUUAUCUAUUUCCAAGAGUGAAGACAUUGUUUGGGAAUAAAAUAUUCUUCGAUCAGGAGUGUCUCCAGAGUGUCCAUGUCCAUGUGGUGGGCUGCAACAGGAAAAUACUUUAAUUUGAGAGUGUUUGCACUUUAGGUUAAUUUAUAAACUAUUGCAUACAUGCCAGUUUGUGAAUGUCUUCCUCUAUUUUACACUUGGUUUUUCUUUCUUUUUUUUUAAAAUGUAUUUAUUUUUUCAAUAACAGGCACCGACGUGCAAAGCUGUCAGACCCAGGACUUAGCACUUUAACCUACAGUAACCCUUCAUACCGUACAUCCACUCAGGAAGUGAAGAUAGAAGCUGUACAUAAGCCAACUACUUGCCACCUCCAGCGGCACAGAAAAGAGGUGAGCGCUGUAAGCUUGUGAAUGAUGGUUGGAAUGGCUGUGAUUGGGGCCCCCAGGUGCUGCUGCUUUAACCAGGCAGAGGUUGGGAUAACUCUGCCAAUGCCUGGUGUCUUGCCGGGUUAUAUGGGAUAAUAUCAUAAUACGCCUGUGUAGAAAUGCUACUUGCACAUAGGACCCACCUACAUAGUAUUAUUUAUUAUUAUUGGUAUUUAUGUAUCAUUUUACAAUAAUAUAAAGGGGGAAUCUAACAUCGGAUGAGACAAACUAUUACAACUUUUGGUAGAUAUAUGUGUGUUAUAGUGGUGUGUACAUUCUCAUUGACAUGAUAGAAAUUAACGAUUGCCCUACAAUUAUAUAUGGAAGGAUGUUGUGUAUAUUUGAAUGGUGAAUCUGUAUGUUGGCUUUCUAAUAUAGUGCAGCCAUUGACUGCAAAAAAAUUCAGUAGGAAAAUGUUAUUUAAAAAUGAUGAAGGUCUUUAAAGGUUUUAGGAAUUAAUUCGGAAAGUAAUCGCUGUUCCUCACUGCAAUAGAACCAAGAUAAAAUUUAACCUUCCAGUAAACCACUGUAACGAAGAAAAUGUACCUUUUUAAGCAGAUUGCUUUAGUUAGCCCCUAGAUAUAAAAUAUCAAGGAAAAAUCUUAAUCCUAAAUUUGCCAAAACGACAGAAAACUGGCUCUGGAAAAUCAGAAUUGAGUAUCAAAAAACCCCACAAAAAGUAACGUGAAGUUUUCAGGCAUUUAAAUAUGCUAUGAAAAGUCUGUUUGCAUGGCGGCCAAUGUCAUCUGAAUUGUCUUUGGCACAAAUUUAACAUUUUCAUGUCACGUUAUUUUCCCCUUGCAGCGCUCUUCUCCUUCUGAUAGUCUCUCUCCUUUCCUCUUCUGAGUACUUCUAUCACCCACAGGUAUUGGGGACUGCUGCACCCGGUGUGUGUUCUAGGUUUGCCAAACUCUUAAUUCUUUGUGGCCUGAUUCCGAGUGCUACGAACAUUUUGUUCGGCAUAGUCUCAGUGGUUCUAAUUUGCUUGCUUCUGUUUCGGUUUCCUCUUUCUCUUCAUUAACAGGAACUAUUUUAUUUUUUAUUUUUUUUAGUUUUGUUUUUUCCUCCCGUGAGUGCAAAACUAAGGCAUGAAAUAUUUCAGAAUCUUGAAUGCAAAUCUGAAAAGUCUAACCUUCUCUUUAAUCCUAUCAACCUCCUUGAAUUCAGAUUGGGUUUCUCCCAUUACACACAGCGCAUGCACAUUUAAUGUUUCUGUCCUUACUUUAUACUGUGAUUUAAUGUUUUGUUUGUACCCAUCCACAAUGUGAUAUCCUUAAGCUCUUACUCCAACUGUAGUUAUACUAUAACAGAAGGUUCCUAAUUUUAUCCCGAAUCAUUUUUAAUUGGGAAUUUAACUUUUUUUUAUUUUUAUCCUUUGACUAAAUUUAUUUAUUAAAAUGCAUAUCUGCUAUAUAAAUUGUAUGUGUUUAGAGUAUGCCAAAUAAAGACAAACUCCAGACGAUGUGUGCUUUUGUAAAAGGCAAUAUCGAACAUUAUAUUUAAGUAUUGCACUUAAUCUGCACAUUCUAUUUAAUUUACUAAUUGAAUUUAAAGAGAAGGUUAAAUCCAAGGGGAAAAAUGUCAGAACUGGAAGAAAAUUCUCUAAAUCCGCUAUACUUCCAUUUACGCUUCUUUGGCCUUCAAUGUGAAAUUCACUUUGAAUUCUCACUUUAGCAAUUAACCCUGUGUAUAUGUGUGUUUCUUUACUGAGUGUUUUAAACCAAAUGGUAAAUUUGGUAAAUUUUAAAACUCUUGGACUUUUUUUUCCCCCCUCACUAAACUGGUAAUAGGUGUUACAAUAUGAAGACAAAAUGAUGGAAUUGGAACAAAUAAUCUAACUUUGGCUAUUUUAUAUUUAUUUUAUUUUUUUGGGCAAUUUUCGUGUUUAUCAGACAACUUCUGGUUUAGUGAAUAACAUUCUUUUACAUUUUGCAGACUGUUCCUGACAGUGGAUGCACUAAAGAGAAGAUCCGUAUUUUGGAAGGUUUUGGUUUACUGUCUGGAGAGGAGAGUGAUUGGGAUGACCUCAAGCAGGUGAAGCCUUCAAGGGCGAGCAUCCUUCGGGACCAUGUGUGCAUUAAGACGGACACAGUAUCACUGCAGGCAAGCACUGCUUCUCUUGACCUGACUGAGACACAACAACUAUUACAGGAAGAACAGUCUGAGAAUGGCAGUGUCCUGCUCCCACCUACCCCUGAACGGCGCAUGUCCUUGUCGGAUACUGGCUGGAGGGGUAAUCACAUACCUUCCACGGAGAGUGAGGUGUGAAGCACUGGGGGCAUAUGGACAAUGCUUAUCACUCCUUAGUAUUCUUCAACUAAUAAAGAGGUUCUGUAUCUUGUAUAAACAAUCCGUCCUAUUUCCUUAAGACUGGAUACAACUGGACUCUGCAGAGAGCCUGUGAGAAGACACAAGAUAUGGACAGUUUUUGGGGUGGGAUAUGUAUUUGUGGACCGAAACAUGGACUCAAGUGUAAGCUAUCUCUUCCUGUUGCACCUGCCUCAGUGGAACAAAAAUAAUCUAUGAAAAUUUUGCAAAAUGAUGAGCUGGCAUGAGCCUUCACUUCGUAAUGUUCUCUCAUGUACUUGAACAUAAAAACAGGUCAGCAAUUGACCC
Molecule: messenger RNA, 67188 nt
Organism: Pelobates cultripes (western spadefoot toad)
Lineage: Eukaryota; Metazoa; Chordata; Amphibia; Anura; Pelobatidae
Source: the annotation of a GenBank genome assembly